CAGUGAAUAACCCGGUUAGUGUGCACAAUGGCCGGUGUGAUUGUAAUGGUGAGGCCUUCUGCAGCCUCCCUCGGAGUAGUGUACCGUCACCAUGGUUACCCGCAGCCGAGAGGGGAGGAGGAGAGUGACAGUUCCACUCCAUCCCGCGCUACACGUGAAGGGGGCGGAGCCUCCCCUGACAGCCGGCCGUGCGCGGUGACGUCAGAGCCCCGCCCUCCCCACGGCCCUCACGCACGGGGUUGGAGAGAGAAGCGAGGAGAAUGGUGCGCGCUCGCGCGAGGGGGCCAGCAGAAAAUGGCGAGUUUGUGUAAGAGCCAGCAAUGCUCCAUCGAGAGGCGCGGCUUUCGGCAGGAACUGGACUCGUGGCGCUACAAACUCAUUCACUGUGUAGGUAAGCUUCUGUCUCUCUCUCUGCUCCCUCUGACUGACCGAGCCGGCUCUCCCCGGGCUUUCUGUGGUAACUUUGCGGCCCCUGUGGGGGGGGGGUCUCUCUCCCGCGCUGUCGGGCAGUGAGGUGGCGGUUCGACCAGAAAUAGUGUUGGAGUGGGUGGGGUGGGCGCGCGAGGCGGCCGUUGGGAGAGAAACUGAGCGCGCGCCGACUCCAACGGCCGCUGUGAGGAGAGGGCGCGCGCCGACUCCAACGGCCGCUGUGAGGAGAGGGCGCGCGCAGAGUCCAACGGCCGCUGUGAGGAGAGGGCGCGCGCAGAGUCCAACGGCCCCUAUGGGGAGAGGGUGCGCGCCCGGCCGGCUAGCUAGAAGGAGCUCGCGGGAACUCUCCCUCCUCAAUUCCUCGAAGAACAUGGAGCUCUAUGGGCGCUCGAGGUAACCCCCACCUGCUCCCCCCGGCGUCCUGACUGACCGUGUGACAGGAACAAUAAUCGGGGCUGGCUCAAUAACACUAAUCACAAUCUAAUCCCCAAACAUUCCGGCUCUCUGCACCCCCACCCUCCCCCUUGUUUCCGUUUUUAUGAACUCGGGCCGCGCGCAGCGUUGCUUGGAACUCCGCCCUUUGGGCCAAUCACAGCAAAGGCCCCGCCCACAGCUGUUGCUGGGCGUGUCUCUGGGAGGAGGGGGUGUGGGGUUGCCUAGCGAGGUCGGAGUGAGAGAGUAACUCCCGCUGAUGUCGCGCGCUGACACGCCCCCUCCAGCACGCCCUACGUGCACGCGCACUGACACGCCCCCUGCCUUUCCCCGGCACGCGCUCUCUUACUGCCUCCCCCGGGGCGCGCGGUGCUGCUCGGCUUUUUAAUUACACCCCCCCCCCCCCCCCCCCGUCAGGCUGUUACCCCCCCCCCCCCCCCCCCAGGUGUGCGGUAUCUGGGGAUGUGCCCUGCCGGUCCCCCCCGUGUGAUGUUGCUGGGGCCGGUGAUAAUUUGGGGUGUCUCUGGGUAGAUCGCAGGAGAUGGGGGGUUACCCGGGCAGGUCCCCGCAUUGAUGGCGGCAGGGUAUUGUUAUCGGGUUUCUAGGUAAUUCCUAAUCGGGAUCUUUAUUCUCUCCCUCUGCUUUUUGGCUGGCUGUCAUUUGCUGACAUGCUGAUUGGGGGUGUGCUGUGUGUUUUAGAUGUUUGUUUAAUUAAAGAAACUCGAUGCUGUGCGCUCCUUUUCACUUAGCCCUCCCUCCUUUUCUGCAAACACUUUUUUUGUGUUCCUUGAAUGGAGGGCAGGGAGGGGAUGAGGGGGGUGUGAGGCCUAGCUCAGCUCGCCUAGCUCUGCAGCUCUUCCUGGUAGGACUCACCCCGUGAUUACCGAACUCUUAUCCGAGGAUCAACAGCAGGAAGGCAUGAGAUCCCCCCCGGGUCACCGCACAUUGCGGGGGAAGGGUUUGGGCCGACCGAAAGCUCCACUCUUACAGUAUGUGUCUAUUAAUGUGCUUCCCUCCCCAGCCCGCUCCUACAGCGUUAUGUUCGGCAAGUUUAAAAGCCAGAAACUAGAUUUUUAAAUCCUAAAAACAAACCCCCCAAAAAUUUAAAGUUGCUAAUGUGUGUUUUUUUUUUUUUUUUUAUGGCAUAUUUAUACUGCAGCCCCUCCUUGCUAAUUUGUUUUCGUGGUACUGGCAUGGUGCAAUGGCUUUUUCUUUUUGUGGAAAUAUUUAUUCCUUCCUUGAUAUUUUGACAUCUUGCAAUAACGAAUUAUAAACAUAACUAAUGGUUGUAAUUAGCUAAUUUUGACUCUUACCCAGUUCUUGGUUAAAUCCUGCUCGUGACAUUUUGACAGAAACCCAUUAUGUAAAUUGUGCUUUUGUUUUUCAUUCUUCAGUCAUUUUAAUAUGUUAUAAGAUGUCUUUGUCCCUCCCUCAAACAGCAUCAACUGUAAUGUGAGUGGGUUAAAACGAAAUAUAUUUUACUGUUUUAUCUGACACUUAAAUGUCAAUGUUUUAUUAAAUAUACGAUAUGAGUGUCUUUAAAAAAAAAAAAAAUAUAUAUUUUUACAUGUUUUUGGGCAGUGCUUAAUUUGUUAGUGGUCAACCAUGUUCAUGUACAGCAUGGGAAUAUUUAAUGAUAUAAUAACAUUGCUGGAUCCUAUAAAGCAUUUUGACUUUGAAAGUCACACGCACAUGCUUCUAUUGUUGCUUAUUAAAUUUUGUCAAACUAGAGCAGCAAUUAUAUUCUCUUCAGGAAUUAUUUUACUGCAUUGAAAAACUUGUGUUUUGACAUACCAAAAAGUACAGUUCCAGGUCUGGUUUCUGCUCAAGGAAGCCAAUACUAGUUUCUCCUUCUUUUGCUUGUUUUUAUGUAAAGCCAAAGUUGAUUUUGUAUUAUUUGCAGAUAAGAGGGAUUUGUUUCUUUUUUUAAAUAUAGCAUUCACACGUAAAUUACAAUGUGAUUUUAAGUUUACAUGCUAUAAAAGGCUGUUAAAAUGAAAUGAAGCUAUGCUAUUUUGUUUAAGGUCUUUUUACCCGUUGUGAUUGCUAAGUUAUUGUUUGUGACAAAAAUAUUUCUUACUUUUUUUGUUUUCAUGUAUCAGGUGUUGUCUUAAUGAUUUUGGUAUUUGUCGUUUUGUUUUUAUCAAAAGGUUCAAAGUUUAAAAUCACAAACCUUUUUUUUUUAUCUUUACAACGUGACACAAAACUCUGAAUUGAUUGGUUUUAUGAUGCAAUUUAAGCAUAUUCCUUGAGUUAUGAACUUGGGCUUAAUAGCACCAAUUUGUUCUCUGCAGAAAACACAUGCAUGUUUUGUCACAGAAAGCUGCUCCCUCCUUCCCUUUUUUUUUUUUUUUUUUGAAACUGGGAGGGGAGCAAACCAAGAUGCAAUUUGUCACCUUUGAGUGCCACAUAAUUGCUCUGUGCUGGGCAAUAAGUGUCAGCUUUUUUUUUGGAGCCCUGCAUACAUAUUUUGAAUCCUUUUUUUAUUAUACAUUUUAUCUAAUGAAGGGAUUGCAAAGCAUGCUUAUCAGACCCCUGGAAAUCAGUAUUGAUGAAAUGAAGGUUAUACUUAUCACUGACAUUUAUUUUGAGAUGUAAAUGUAAUUUUGUUGCAACAUUUAUUUUUUUCCCAUAAGUUACUUUCAUUAGUUUUAUUAAAGCGGUUAACGUGACUUUUAUAAUUGUAAAUAUGUGCUCUGGAUAUACAGAUGCAUAUGUUUGCAUUCGCUAUAUAAGUCCAAACUAUAAUUUUGUAUUGGAAUCAUAUUCGGUGAGGAAUAUUACACCGAUCAGUGUUUUUCAAUGUUUUUUUUUUUUUACAGAUCAUUUAAGUAUUGUUAGCAAUAGCUUUCAGCAGCACAGUGUACACAUCAUGGAUUUUAAUGCUCUGCCCCUCCCCCCAACAAAGCAAAUCCUAUGGACUUGGCCAUUUUAAGACCUCUUCACAUUACAAAUUGUGAACUUGUUUGUACAGUUUUCCCUAAUUCGAAUGUGCUGUUACUCUGUGAAAAAAAUAUUAUUCCUGAGUUGGUUAUGUUUGCAUUUAGUGCAGAGCGAACUCAGGGUUCAGUAUAAUUAAAUCUUUGUAGUCUUUUUCACAGAUUUGUAAUCUUAAAUAUUUUAAGAUUCUAUCAGAAUCGUGUGCCAGUUACAGCAGUGUUGUCACUUGUUUUCUAAUUAUUUAAAAUCCUCUUCCUCCUCCUUAUUUGGGGAAAAUUAAAAAAAAAAAAAAUAGGGAUUCUAGCUAACACUAAAUGUACCUCUACUGGUCAAAUGAGUUCAUAUGUCUGUUUACAUCAAUGUUUGUGGGCAGUAGGUCCCUGAUAGACUUUCGAGGUGAUGGUGUGUUUUUUUUUUUGUUUUUUUUUAAAGUCUUGAAUGCAUGUGUUGUGGUGUUUUGUCAGAUUCAAACACCUGUCUGUUUUGUGGAUAUGUUACAAUGUAUCUUUCAGGAACUUGGUAUGUUAAGAUUGCUAAAAAUCUGUUAACUUUGUAUCUUUAUUUGCAAUUUCAGGGUUUGUUUAAAUUUUCUCAGUUAUUACAUUCUUGACAAUAUAUCAAAUUUUUCAGCUUUGACGUUUUGGUUUGUUUUUGUUAAUUUGGCAUAGCGGUUAAUUCACAUACUUGUACAUACGAGGGCGGACACAAGCAAGCACAUUUUGACAGAUAUCAAGAUGAACUAAAUUGUGUUGAUGGUAGAGUAACCAUAUUAGGAUGCAGCAAAACAAUAGAAUGCUAAAAUGUUCACUUGUAACUUUAGGGGAGUUAUGUUGGUGGUUUUAGUCCUUAAGUGGUACUGAAUGAAAGUCAUGAAUUAUAUAUUUUUACCUUUUUGAGUUUUGUGCAGCUGUUAAAAGCUGUGCAAUACAUUUUAAAUUGACAAGCUUUAAAGGAUCACUAUAGGGCCAGGAACACAAACAUGUAUUCCUAACCCUAUAGUGUUAACACCACCAUCUAGCCCCUCAUGUCUCCAUAAAUAUAGCAAAAUUUUACUGUAUUCAAGACUAAAGCUGUAACUCUCCAUGCUGUUAGACUCAGAAAAACAAGCUGUCUGCUGACAUCAUCAGAAGUGGUAGCCUGAUCCAAUAACAGUGCUUUUCCAUAGGAUUGGCUGAGACUGACAAAGAGGCAGAUCAGGGGCAGAGCCAGCAUGAUUCAAACACAGCCCUGGCCAAUCAGCAUCUCCUCAUAGAGAUGAAUUGAAUCAAUUAAUCUCUAUGAGGAAAGUUCAGUGUCUGCUGCAGAGGGAGGAGAUACUGAAUGGAUGCAUUUUAGGCAGUCAUGACACAAGAAGGAUUUCUAACAGCCAUCUGAGGAGUGGCCAGUGAAGUUAUCACUAGGCUGUAAUGUAAACUCUGCAUUUUCUCAGAAAAUUCAAUAAGCUGUAGUUGUUCUGGUGACUAUAGUGUCCCUUUAAGCAUGUUUUAUCACAUUUCAGCAGGUGAGUGCUUUCUGAGUUGGUUCUCUAAUGUAAUUUAGAAUGUAGGUAAAACAUGUCUUCUGCCAAACAAAUUUGUAUCAUAUUGCAUUGCAUUGCAUUGCAUUGCAUUUCCCAAUUUUAAUAAUCGUUACUCAAUUACUAUUAAGCAGCUAGCAUGAAGUAUAAGAAUGCCCUUUACAGGCCUGCACAGUGAUGGUCAUGAACCAAGAAUAACAUUCCUACUACCCUCAUGCACUAUCGUGAAAGUGGCACACCUGGUUUAUUUUGGAGGAAACAAAAAAGUACAAAAAAUAAAAAGCAACCAUGUCAAUUUUAAACCAGAUAGUGCCUAUUUUGUCAUAACAUUCUAAGCACUAAAAUAUCAGAAAUCAUCUCCAUCUUGGUCCAAAUUUGUAUUAUAUUGAUUUUACAAAGGCAGAAGUGAACCUUUUGCAUUAGUAAUGGGGAUCUUGUGGCUGUGCUUCAGUUGCUGAAAUGGUUAGUUCAAGGUCUUGGGGUCAGUCUCAGUACCUUCAUAGUACCAUCACCACAACAGAAGCAUGUAGUGGUAAUGAAGCUUAAACUAAACCUUAGACUUUUAACAACUCACAAAGGACAGAUUCCUUUAAUUUCACUAAGAUGUAUUUGAAGCACCUCUUUCACCUUCGGGGGUGUUUUGCAAAAGCCCCGACAGUGAGCUUUGAGGCCUGGUGGUACAUUAGAAGGUAGAUAUACUUACCUGGAGGUGGAAACCACCAUCUUGUGUUUUCACCUCCUUGUGCUGAUGUCAGUGCUGUACUCUUACACAUGUGCAAGAGUACAAUAUUGAUGUCUAUGGAUGAUUCCUUUGGCAGCCUUUAUAGACAGUUACUCACUUAAUUGUGAAUUCAAGGUGAAUUUCCAAUUUAAGGUCACAAUAACCUAACUGGAGCUUGCUUUUUGUGACUGUCCGCUAUACUUUAGCUUCUCUGACCUUAAAGGACCACUAUAAGCACCCAGACCACUUCAGCUCAAUGAAGUGAUCUGGGUGCCAGGUUUCCCCCUAGUUUUAACCCUGCAACUCAGAGAAACUGCUAUGUUUACACUGCAGGGUUAAUCCAGCCUCUAGUGGCUGUCUCCCUGACAGCCACUAGAGGCCGCUUCCGCGAUUUACACGGAGUGAAUCACACUUACUUGAUGCUGGACGUCCUCACGGAGUCCAGUGUCAAAAGAAAUCCCCAUAGUAAAGCAUUGAGUAAUGCUUUCCUAUGGGCGGGUUUGAAUGUGCGCUCGCCUUUGGCCGCACAUGUGCAUUCGGCUCCACUCCGAAGCUGAUGUUGAUGGAGGAGGAGAGGUCACCAGCGCCGAGGAAGCCUGGCACUGGAUUAAGGUAAGCAAAUAAAUGGUUAACCAUAUUUGUAUUCCUAACGCUAUAGUGUUCCUUUAAAGUGUUCGUCCAACCACCAUGACCACUUUUGCUAUUCGAAGUGGUUAUAGUCUUAGGAACCUGUGUGUGCAGCAUUUCUGCUUGAAGUGCUGCACAAGCUGUGAUAUUUGCAUGUGUGUGUCAAGCAUGCACACUUUUGGCAGUCUGGAACUCUUCCAGACUGCCACAUGUAAUUUAAAAUAAGAAUUUCUUUCCUCUAUUGCUCAGUGCGCGCAUGGGCUUUGAGCUGGUUAAGCUCUCUUUCUCUCUUUGAGAAACCUUUGAUUGGCCAUGAUAUCAAACAGGGAGUGGAAGGCUGUACACCGAACUUUGCCUGGCACUGGGUUUUAGGUAAGUUUUAACUUAUUUUUUUGCCCUUGUUUUAGUGUUUAGGGAAGGCUUAAAAAAUAAAAGGGCCACCAAAUAAGCUUCGUGUAAUUCUUUAAAUUUCAAAAUUGACUCUGAUUCUCAGUUUAGUAACCCUGUAAGUUUUACAAUACACAAAAGCAAGCCUAAUUCCCACAACUGUAGGAGCUGACAAAACGUAGAUGCAGAAUAUCUGCCUCUUGUCAAGUUUUGUCAACUUUGUUCUUUUACCGCUUAUGUUGGUACUACAAAGAAGUCUUCAGGAUAUAACCAUUUUCUAUGAUUCUUUGCAAUUUGCUAAUUUCAUCAUAGAAAUCCCUGGCAGAGCAGUGAUUUCUGGAAAUUGUAAUUCAAAUGUCAGCUGGUAACUUCAGAAACUGUGAUGUGAAAUACAGCUCACAGAAACCUUUUUAAGGGUAUACACAAAAGACUUAAUAAAAAAACAGAAAGGGAACUGUUACAUUAACCAGCAACUGUGACCAGCAUGAAGAAAGACUUUUAUAAUGGAGGUGACAAAGUAGAUACAGAAUUAAAAAAAAAUGUUUUUAGUUUUGUUUUUCUUCAGAAAUUAUACAAAAUUGAAAGUGAAAAAUGUCAUUUAUGAAAGUGUAUUGCCAAGGAUUGAGAUUUGUAUUUUUUUUUUUUUUUUUUUUAUAAUUUGUCCAAACACUUGUACGAUGCAUGAUGUUUGGUUCCCAGUGUGUACCUUUUGAGGGAAUGGCACAUCUUAAGGUGUUUGAACUCUGUAUAUGAUGUUCAUUAUCCAUAGAAUUUGAUAUCUAAACAGCUCUGUGUUUUGGAAGGAGGUAAACAUAUUGCUGAGAGAUCCUAAUGUAAAUGCUAUGAAUUUUAAAGGAACACAACAAGUAACAUAAAGAUACAUGUGCUGUAGUGGUUAUGGUGUCAGGAGUGGGUUUUAUGUUUUGACCUCUUACCCAUGGACCUCAAGGUGCUUCUUCUUUUCUCCUCUACUUCCGACAGAGCAUUGCAUUGCAAGGUCUUAUUUUGCUUCUGUCUUAGUGCACCCAUGCAUAUACCUAAUCUAUUCAUUUUUUUUUUUUUUUUUGUGCAGUGAUGCAUUCACAGAAAAGUUCAGACUUUAGCAGUGUAUUAGAUGAUAGCAUGUAGGCUAUGGUAUGAAGGAGAACAUCCCAGAUGAGAAAUAGAUAUAUCUGACUAAAUAUUAUGCAUAGAGUAAGAUACACAUUUUAAAAAUAAUAUAAAAGACAAUGAACUAAACAAUCUCAAACAGACAAAUAUACAGCCACUGGAUCAGCCAUAAAAUCAACAGAAUGGGUCAGCCUAUUGGGUAAAUAAGACCGAAGAUCUAAGAUCUGAAGCCUCAGUAGGUAACUGGCAUCUUUCCAAGGGGAGUGUCAGACAAUUUUGGAUAGUUUCGAUUUGGCUGCAUUUUCGAGGUAGCACCUGACGCCACUGCUACGGCAUAUCUGAUACCUUCCAGCUGACUUGUGGCCUAGGUAUGUCAUGUGGAGCAUGAAAUUUACUUGGCACCAGAGUUCGAUUUGCCUGGUUGCAUUUGCUCCAGCAUCAGCUACUUCCGAACCCGCUGAUCCAGUUUCUCCCCCCGAAGCUUGUGCAUAAGGCAAGAUCAAAGAAGUAGAAAAUCUUGAUUGGGCAAGCAGUUUUAAGUGUAUCUGUUUUGGUUUACAAGCCACAAAAACAGGAGCAGGGCUAUGUGUCCUUCUAGCAGGGCUGGACUGGGGAUACGAAGCAGCCCUGAAAAAAAAUAUAUGCCAGUCCAAUAAGUCAUUGUGCCAUGUAGGGUUAUAUAUAUAUAUUAAUAUACACAAUUGAAAUAGUUAGCUGCACUCUCGGAUUUCUUUAAAACGUAAUUUUUGUUGAAAUAUUUAAUAGAAGAUCGUUUCAGUCCCUCUUGUGGACUUUCAUCAGGAUCAUGAAACGUUGAUCUUCUCUUAAAUAUUUCAAUAAAAGUUAAGUUUUUAAGAUAAUAUGAGAGUGCAGCCAACUAUUUCAAUUGCCUGGAUACUGGAGCCCUGGUGAUGCACCCGGUCAUACAACUUUGAAGCCUGAGUGCAAGGCAAGGUACAACAGCUUUUUAUAUAUAUAUAUAUAUAUAUAUAUAUAUAUAUAUAUAUUUAUUUUAUUGAUUUCUUCUAAUUCUAAAUAUUAGUUCUUUCAGGCUAAUUAAAUUAUACAGUAAAGCAUACUCACACACAGACAAUCUUGCUGAUGCACACAAAUAGGCUCAUUGACAGACAAUCUCAAUGACGCACACAGACAAGGUUACUGGCACACACACAAAUUUAGUACAGACACACUAUAAUACACACACAAGCUUACUACAGACAAGCUCACUGCCAUGCGCACACACGCUCACUACAGACAAGCCCAUUGACACACACAUGCUCCCUACAGAAGAGCUCACCAACACACAGAUUCACUACAGACAAGCUCACUGACACACAUAUGGUCACUACAGACAAGCUCACGAUCACACACAUGCUUACUACAGGCAAGCUCACUGUACACACAUGCUCACCACAGACAGGCUCCGACACACCCAUGCUCCUUACAGACAAGCUCACUAACACGCACACACACAUAUGGUCCCUACAGACAAGCUCACUGACACACAUACAAGCUCACUCACUAGCAGGCACGCGCACACACACACACUCACUCACUAGCAGAUGCGUGCACACACACACAGACAUCCACACACACAGAGGCAGACAGUCACUGACACUGAGGCAAACAUCCACACAUACAGAGACAGACAUCCACACACACUCAGACAGACACGUGCACACAGGCAGUCACACACACACACUGACCUGCUUCUUACCUCCACAUCCCUUGGAGCUCCUGGAGGCUGGUUGUUGGGGGAGCAGGGACUCCUUCCUGCUUCCUAUGCAGCAGUUACCAGGGACUCCGCCGCACGAUAAGCUCCGCCCUGCUGCACGCAAGCUCCGCCGCACGCUAGCUCCGUCCCCACCACAAUAUUAUUAUUAUUAUUAUAAUUUUUUUUUAAUGAUCCCGGCCGGCCAUGUGUGAGCUGUGCCGGCCGCCUGGCUCUCCCUGCUCCCAUGGGGUCCUGUGCAGCCGCACAGCUCACACAUAGCCGGCCGGGAUUACAGGAGCCUGAUCACUGAUUAAGGCUGUGAGCCCAGCCCCAGGUGCCGCGGCCCACCGGGAAAUUUCCCGGUAUCCCGGUGGGCCAGUCCGGCCCUGCCUUCUAGCCUGGCUCUCAGGCUCUCCCCCCCCCCCCACUUUAAUUUUAAAUACCUUUUUAUUAUAUUGCUUCUUUUGAUACCCUACACGCAAUGCAACAUUAAAGGGACACCGUAGGCACUGUAUCUGCUUCAUCUCAUUAAACUGGCUAUAGUGUCUGCAGUCCCCUGGUACCAUCAUUUCUUUCAGCAUUAAACAGUUUUUAAUGUUGUAAUGUUUUUUAAUGCUAAACAAGAGUCCACGGCAGUCUAUCUGUGCUGCUUUGGCUAAUAAAGAAGUAUUACCCUGAGAGGCAAUGGGCAGCUGUGAUUGGCUGAGAGUGUCAGCUGACUGCCUUUAACCUGUCAGAGCUCCAACUGACGGUAUGAAUGGGUAUGACAACAAGGAAGUCUGUAAUCUCUGCCUUGGCUACACAUACAGAAGGGACCGGACUGUGGGUGGCCAGGGACUCUUAUUUUGUGGCAUACUGCACACACAUGGUGCAACACUGAAUGGAGGGACAGUGCCAGGCCACUCCAGGCACUAUAACCAAUUCAAAGAGACAAAGUGGUUAUAGUGACUACAGUGUCCCUUUAACAUUAAAAAAUAAACACAAACCUUUCUGUUUUUUUUUUUUUUUUUUCCUUUCCCCAGACCACGUGUGUCCCACUACUGUGUAAUUUAUUUGUAUUCUACUACUGCCUCAGAGUACAACAGUACCCCACAUGUAUACCUUUUGUCAGGUGUUUGUGGGGCUUGUAUAGUCAAAUAGCACACACUUCCAAAUUUUGACAGGCCGUUUUGCUUACUUCCUAGAAGUUAUUUGAUGAAAUAACAUUAUAUGUCACCGCACUUAGUAGCGUCAAUCUUUACCGCUAUUUAUUAGACUAACUCUAUCAAAAGCCAACACCAACUCCAGUGCACUGGUAUUUCCUCAACUGAUGUCACAUCAGAAGGUUCCCCCUGCUUACACAUUAUAGAGUGUUCUGAGCACUCUCCAUUGUGUGAUUGCAUCAUGAGAGGGAUACCUUCAUCUCGUGCUGCAGAUCUGUGUGCUGUCCCUGUUGAUAACACAAUGAUCAAUGAUCUGCAGCAUGCAUUGCCCAGUACAUAGAAUCAUUAGAGAUACCUCUGUUCCCCUCUCUUAGAUGUCUGAAUCCCUCCAAAUUAAAAAAUAGUCACUGUGAUUUAAAGGGCCGCAGCAUAAACUUAACUAUGGCCUCAGUUAUACGGUGAUACAAAUAACCAUACUUCCGUCAACAGCUGGUUGAAAUAAAUUAUUUCCUCCUCUUAAAUUGAAAUUAGGAAUAUGGGAUGGCUUGCACAUAUAUAAAUUAACUUCCAUCACCCUGUUCCUUCUUUUUAAGUCUGGGAUAAUUGGUUAUCCUGAUUUUUAGGGUACUGUUCCCCGUGAGCAUUUUUUUAUUUUUUUUUAUCGUCUUUUGUUAUGACUAUUUUACUUUGUUAAAAACUCAGAGGAGUGUUGCUUUUUAUAUUACACAUUUGUAUAAGCUGGUAUAAACUGUACUUGUACCACCCUCUUGUUAAAAAUAAAGCAUAAAUAGCCCUUUAAAACUGUUCUUUUUGAGUUAAUGCUCUAAUAAAUCAUGAAGCUAACUUUGUUUUUAUACAAUUCCUAUUAUUUUGUUGGUACAUCAGUGUGGAGAAUUUUGGUGACAACUUCUUCCCUGUCUUUUGUGUUUUUUUUUUUUUUUUGUGUGUGUGUGUGCUUGUGUGUUUUGUUUUCUCUCGCGCUCUCUCUCUCUCUCCACUCUCUCUCUCUCCACUCUCUCUCUCCCAGUUUAGGAAAAUAUGGUGUAUAAACUAAAAUGUAAUGGAGUUGUGUAGAAUUGUCAGAGACCUUAUACUUUUAGGCUAGAAUAACUGAAUUGGAAAAAGCUUCAACUCGGCUAUUUUUCCAGCUCAAGUAUUUUGUCCUAAAAUAUGCAAUUCCCUUGUCGGUUCUUAGAUUUAUGAUUAACAGCGACUGUUUUCUAAAAAUCAAAAGGCUAUUUAAAGACUUGAAUUCAUGAAAACAAAAUGUUAAAUGUUUCUUCUUCCCAUCUGUAGCAUAUUUGAUGUCACAGAUCUCUGACAUCGCUGAGCACCUGUCAAGGUAAAGCCUUGCAUAGGGGACUAACUUCCAUUCCAUUCAGCUAGCCUCCCAGGCCACAAUUCCAUAUUGGCAAAAGAUGAAUAUGGGCAAGGGGAAACAAGUAAGUUUUAAAGGCUUAAUUCAACCUCCAUGACCGCAUCUGGUUUUAGAAGUGAUCAUGGAGCAAGGGGUCUUUGCUUGUCUGCCGUGAUUUACACGAAUGCUUAAUGUUAAAUCUGUGCAAAGUAAUGUCAGCUGGAAGCACACACUGCUAUGAGCAGCAUUUAUUUGCAUGACGGAGUUUGACUUGGUUUUCUAAGUAGAAAUGCCUCUAGUGGCUGUCAGAAAGACUGCAACUAGAGUUGUAUUCAACCCUCCAAUAUAAACAUUGCUGUUUCUACAAAACUGCAAUGUUAUACAUUGAAGGGUUAAAAUGACCAGACCAUGAAAGAACUUGCGCCCCUACAGACAGAGACUACUUCCGAUAUAUAUACAAAUCAGGGAUUUUGCACAACAGAAAGACAUCAGGGCAGCGGAGACUACCCCCAUGACAUUCUUUGACAGGAUGUGCUAUCGACAAUGUACCACCACAUAGGCUCGACCGGAGUGGACAAGAGAGGGCUGAGGUAUACAGACCUAUGGGAGGCUGACCUGGGAGAGGUGCUGGAAGGUGUGGAAUGGGAGGAUAUAUGGGAGGCUAGCGCACGAUCCUCUGUAUGCAUGACUGCAAGAACAAUCUUUUAAAACACUCUUCAGGUGGUAUACCACACGGGUAAAAUACCACAUGAAACUUAGCCCAACGGACAUAUGCUGGCGUCAGUGUGGAGACAGAGGAAGUUACAUCCACAUGUGGUGGCACUGUCCCAGGGGCAGGGAGUUCUGUGAAGGAGUGGUAGACUUGAUCUCCAAAAUCUUGCAGAGACUGGUUGAACUUGUGGGCGUGUCUCCUGUCCAGACCCACAGACAGCCUGACCAGGCAUGAACAAAUCUUACUUAAUAUGAUCUAUCUAGCUGCCCGCAGAGCCCUAGCAAAUAAAUGCAUGUGCACGGAGGAGCCCCCUCUCUUACUAGUCCUAUACAAAUUCAGGGACAAUUGCCUAAUUGAUACGCAGACCUCAAUGGUCCGCAACUCCUCUAAAACCUUUUACAUGGUCUGGGAUCAGUAUGACACAGACAACAUGGCGGGUGGGCGGCUUAGUGUACGGGGACAGACAUACUAAGCAGCAUAGUUUUAAUUAUUGUUUGUUAAAUGUGUGUAAAUGAACUGAAAACCAUUGACGAUGUGCACCCUUUAUACAAGGCCCUAGAUAUGGGAUAUGACACUGUGCCACGGCAACAGUUAUUCUGUGUAAACCGAUAUGUACCACUGUUUGGCUUUUGCGUAAGCUCAUGUAUACUGCGACCAUUGUCAAUGUAAAAAUAAAGAAUUAAAAAAUGACCAGAUCAUUGCACCCAAAUCACAUCAUUAGGAUGAUGUGGUCUGGGUGACUUUAGUAUCCUUUUUAACACAGAACUGUAAUAUCCUUGCAAAUGAUUUGUCAUUCGCCUACCUCCGUAAAUGCUAGGGUAAAAUAAGGAACUGUCAUUUGUGCAGUGCUGGUAAGAAUUAAACACAAUUCCUUCACCAACACUUUGUGUGUAGGGCAGUGUCAUCUCCCUGUGAUAAUCUGCACAGGAAUGCUGCGAGUGAAUGCACCCUAAUUUGCAUGGUACCAAGAGAUUGUAGAAAAGCAAAGAAAAUAUGCCCACCCUUUCUUUUUAGGUCUUUUUUAUGCUCUUCUACAGACUGUUCAUUUAUAUGUGAAAAAGGAAACCUUUUUCAGUGUGGGUGUUUGUUCGUAGACUCUUUACUGGUCUCACCAGUUCUGUAUUCAGUGUCAGCCAGGUACUGUUCUGAAAGUUAGCUUAGAACCAAUCAGAACAAAGUUAUGGUUUUCUGUUGCUAGUAGUAAUUAGCAGCAGCAGGGGUCAGAUCAAGAGCUGUGUGGGGUACGUUAAAUAUGCCCAUACAGCUUCACUGCACCAUGACAUAAAGGUUAUGGGGCCUGCAGAAGGGACUGGUAUGCACAAAUACCCAAGGGCAGUGGGUGGCACUGAAAACACGGAUUGUUCAGUGAUAAAGUAAAUGACCAUAGCUACUCUAUAGAAGUACCAGUUGUCGUAUGGCCUGCUUUAUUGCGAAUAACCACAGAUCAGCAUAUUCCAUACCCACUAUGGUUAUUUUCAGUAGGAAAGAUUUGCCAUUAACUCCUUAAGGACACAUGAUGGAAAUAAUCCGUCAUGAUUCCCUUUUAUUCCAGAAGUUGUGUCCUUAAGGGGUUAAGGAGUUCUGCAGACAUUGUAAAAACCCACAACUGUAAUACGCUUGUAUAUGACGUGAUGUUUUUAUAUUGGUUGUAGGGAGUUAAGGUUUAGCUAGUGUAUUUUUAAUAAUGUGUUGAGAUACUAUUUUGUAGGGCAGCAGUGGGAUAUGCAUGUCCCAUUGUUUACAAAUAGUAAGAGUUACAGUCAUUGGAAGCAGCCUUUUCAGCCUCCAUCUUUAAAGUGAAUGUGCCAUGACAGGUUCAGUCUUAACUGAAAUGAUCACCAUUGACAUUGAAUAUACACUGUCACGAACGUGGUCUAUUGGCCUGGCCAAGACAGUGGGGAGAGUGUGGAUGUGAAAAGGUUACAUCCACAUGUGGUGGCACUGUCCCAGGGGCAGGGAGUUCUGUGAAGGAGUGGUAGACUUGAUCUCCAAAAUCUUGCAGAGACUGGUUGAACUCGUGGGCGUGUCUCCUGUCCAGACCCACAGACUGCCUGACCAGGCAUGAACAAAUCUUACUUAAUAUGAUCUAUCUAGCUGCCCGCAGAGCCCUAGCAAAUAAAUGCAUGUGCACGGAGGAGCCCCCUCUCUUACUAGUCCUACACAAAAUCAGGGACAAUUGCCUAAUUGAUACGCUGACCUCAAUGGUCCGCAACUCCUCUAAAACCUUCUACAUGGUCUGGGAUCAGUAUGACACAGACAACAUGGCGGGUGGGCGGCUUAGUGUACGGGGUGCACCCUCAGGGCACAAUAGUGCCAGGAAAACGAGUGUGUUUUCCUGGCACUAUAGUGGUCCUUUAAAUGCAGAGAAACUCAACUUGGAGUACAUCAAUGUAAUACAUAAAAAAAACUAAAGUAAUACAAGUGUACAAAAUCAAUGUGGGCACUUCUAGUGUGGUGCCUGUAAAUGGAAUGUUUGUUUGCCAAACCCAGUUAUCUUUACAAGGCAUUAAAUGUACAUAGAAGAAGUGGAAUUUGGGUAGAGAUAGCAUUUAUUUUAAUAGCGAUGUAGAAUUAGAACUGCAUAUUGUCUCUCAUUUAUUUGAAUUACCAAAUGUAUGAUGUAGGAUUUCCAGCUAUCAGAAAAGUAGAUUCUAAGCAGACAACUGUAAGAGGAUAGACAGUCAACAUUGUAACUGCAAUGAUUUUGGUGAAAGUGGAAAUUUUCAUUUGAGCUUUGAGUUAAAUGAACAUUACCACAUAACUUCCAGUGGCUAUGGUGUGCUCUGUGGGAUCCUAGUCUGGUAAUUAAACCUUAUUUGGAUAGAAUUAUGUAUGCUACUGUAUCAUCUCUAAGCUACUGAUGUAAGUGAAAAGUAAAAUAAUUGAGUUAUGCUUCACAUUGAAGUGUGUCUUGGUCCAAAAAGAUUUGGAACCAUAAAUAAUAGGUCUCUAGGAUCUGCAUUUCCUGUAACUGCUUUUUAAUUGAACAGACUAGUAACAAACAGUACAGUAAAUCUAAACAAAAGUAAAGUUUAACUCCACGUUUUUCAGCAUUUUUUUUUUUUUUUUUUUUACAAGGGCUUCCGCAGUAGGUGUCCAAGUUUUACUCAGUGCCAUGGAAGUGCCUCUAGUGGCUGCUAGUAAGCAAGUCACUAGAGGUGUAUUAAACCCUGCAAUGUAAACAUAACCGUUUUUAUAAGCAAAAAAAAUAAAAACUUAAUAUCUUGAAUUUCAGGGUUAAAGGACCGGGCCACUUCACCCAGGUCACUUCAUUGAGAUGAAGUGGCCUGGGUUACUUUAAUGGCCAUUUAAUUAUCUUGAAUAUUAUGUUAACGAAAAUCAGUUUGUAUUUUUUUUUAAUGCCAAUUUGAAUGCACCCUGUAACUAAUGGCUAUCAAAUUAAGCAUUAGUUAAAGGACUACUAUAGGCACCAAGACCACUUCAGCUCAAUGAAGUGGUCUGGGUGUCAGGUCCCUCUAGUUUUAACCCUGCAGCUGAAAACAUAGCAGUUUCAGAGAAACUGCUAUGUUUCCCUGAGGGUUAAUCCAGCCUCUAGUAGCUGUCUCACUGACAGCCGCUAGAGGCUCUUCUGCGAUUCUCACUGUGAAAAUCACAGUGAGAAGACGCUGGACGUCCAUAGAAAGCAUUGAGUAAUGCUUUCAUAUGAGCUGUUUGAAAGUGCGCGCGGCUCUUGCCGCGCAUGGGCAUUUGGAUCUGCCGUUAGCAGGGGGUGGAGAGUUCCCCAGCACAGAGGGCGCCUGGCGCUGGAGAAAGGUAAGUGGACAGGGGAGAGGGGGAAAGAACACUGGGACAGUGGAGAGGGGGAGGAAAGAACACUGGGACAGUGGAGAGGGGGAGGAGAGGAACAUUAAGGGGAACAGGGAACAGGAAAGGGAAAAGGAACACUGGGGUAUCAGUGAUCACUAAAGGAGAAUGGAGGUUUUUCAUAUUAGAUUUAUUAAAUUAAUUAAAAAGUCUAAUAUUAAUAGAAUUAUGGGGGGGGGGGAGUAUUUUAAAAUCAUUUGGGGAAAAAAUAAAUUUUGCGGCCUAGAGCAUCCCUAAUUUUCUGUUUCGGCCUAGAAUUUUCAUUACGGUGCAUCCCUAAUUUUCAGCCUUCAGCCGUUGUCCUGUUCUAUCAUGUACACAGUGUCACUAUCAGACAUUAAUAUCUGUAACUCGUCUUUUCAUCCAUUCCUGAAAACCAGUGUCAGUGUGAAAAUUUUUACUAUGUUAAGUUGUGUAAAAUAAAGAAUGUAGCCUUACAGGGAUUUACAUUGAUCGACCUCUCACUGCUGUGACCACUGACUGUUUAUAUAACUGUCAAAAUAUACAGCGCAACAGUUGCCUCUAUAGACCGUAGCUGUUACAUGCCCCUCAUUGUUCUGGAGAGUGGUGGCUAGCUAGUUUUGGGCUUUACAAUGACAAACUCUGUUUAAAAUGGCACUGACACUGAAUAAUAGUGGCUGAGAUUUCCACAUCUUACUUUGAGAUCAAGAACCAAUAUAUGCCUGUACUUAUGGUUAGGGUAAAAUCUUGACAGUGUGUUCAAAAUAUAAUUGAAUUUUAUCUGUUCUGGCUAUAUACAUUUUUUGUUUAUUGUCAGCAUGCACUGUAUGCAGCCAUUUCAGUCGCUUUUACUCCACUGUAAGUGCACAUACAAGUGAAGGCUGGUUAUCUUUGUUUGAUCCUUUCCCCAUACUAGGCUACUCGCUGCCGAUCUCUAUGAGAAGCACUGGCUUGAUUGAGCAGGUUAAAACUCUCAAAUCAAAUGUUAUAUAAAAUAAGCACACACUCUCUAAAAGUAUAUAUUUAAGUAGUUUGGUUUUAUUUUGUGUGAAAUAGCAAAUAAGUCCAAAUAAUGUGUUGUGUCGGAGUAAUCUGGCUCCUAAUUAUUUAAUUUGUUUCCUGACUUCUGAUUCUAUAGAAAUAUGUCAAACACUUUUUUAUGGCACUGUUUUUCUUGAAAUGAUCUUAUCCUGAAUGUUAAAGGCUUAUGCCAAGCUCUAUGACUACUUCAGUGAUUUCAAAGAGUCAGGGUGCCUGUAUGUGAGUGUCAUUUUGAAACGCUUCUCUGCUACCGAAGGUAUAACUCAGUCUCCAGUGGUGGCAUUGGGGCAUCAUUAGCCAGCACGGAAAAAGAGUUCCAGGUGGCUAAUGUUAAUUCUGUGCAUGUGUGGUGUGUCCCCACCCUCUCCUAGCCGACGACCUUCCCUCCCUGACUUCCAUCCCGUUCCAGUGAGGUGGAGUGACAUAAGUGGAGGAGGAUCAGACUGAGGGGAGAACUUGUCCAGCAACAGUUACUCUAACCAAAAACUGUCAUCCCCUAGUUUAUCAAACCAUUUAAAACAGUUCCUAAUGGAGAUGGGUACAUAGCUGAUUGGACAAAAUUAACUGAUAAAUGUUAACUCUGAAUUAUCAAGUUAUCGCUGCCCAAGUUGAGCAGAAUUAACUUUUAUGUGCAAGCAUUAAAAUAAAGUACAUACACUUGUGUACAUUUUAAAUGAUGUCUCCACCCCCAAGAACUUUUUACCAUGGCAACUGUAAGAUUGUGUGUUAUCGAGCUCCCACUUCCUUUUAGAUCUGGCCAGAGGUUUUUCAGAAUAAAUUAAAACUAUAAAUAAUCAAUUGGACAUGUGCGAAAAACCUGGCACCGUGUAUAGCAUCACUCACUGUCUUAAAACGGGUCUUUCACCACCUGGGGUCUUGGCAUAAUUUGCUUGGGGGGCAGGCAAUUGGUGAGAUUUAUGUACCUGAAUCUGUCCUUUGCGGGCAUCGUCUGAGUUGUUCAGUACAGCAUUGAGAUUUACAAAGAGUCCCACAAGAUCCUCCAUAGAGAGAGCGGCUAAUGCGCACAUGCCACAAGUCUGACAGUCACUAGAGCCAGUAUUAGUCCUGCAAUGUAAUCAUUAAAGUUUUUUUAAAAUUGUGAUGAUAUGCAUUGCAGGACUAAGUGAGACAGGGACUCUGCACCCUGAACACUUUAAUGAGCUGAUGUUGCCUGGGUGUGUCCUUUUAAAGUGUUUCAAUGUUUCUUAAAAAUAUGUUUCAUUUCAUUAUAAUUUCAAGCAGUCCAAAGUUUAAAGAAACACAGUAGGGUCAGCUUAAAACCACCACUUAGGUGGCUUGCACCCUUAGAAAGGGUUUAAAACUAACCUUAUUUCCAGCUCUCCACGGGUCUGCAGGCGCUGGCCUCGCCAACGAUCCGCCUCUUUGGCUGACAUCAGCAUUGAUGAUCUCUGCCAAUUCAAUGCUUUAACGUUUAACAUUUCCAAUUUCAGGAGUAGGUAACCGUUGGCACUGCAAAUGUUCUAGAGUAGACUAUAUCUCCUCUAAUGUUCUGUCGGCAUUAUGGCUGUAAGAUGUAUGGGGGAUGUAGUCCUUAAUAUCUCUAGUGCCAAAUAGUGCUUGCUCCUGUCCUGUCUGUUGGCUUUGUUGGAACUGCUAGUGUAGCUUCUGAUUUAUUCAUUAAGAUCUUUACGGGGGGGAAAAAACAACAACAAUUGACUACCACUUUAAGAAGUGCAAGAUUAUGCCUAUGAUGCCAAAAAAAAUAAAAUCUUUGAAUUAUGUUUUUACUGAUGUCAUCAGAAACAAAAAGGAGGCUAUGUCAAAACUCUUGUCAUAAUUUAUUUAACAAAAAUAAAGCCAAAAUGGAGAAGCUAUGUGUGAAAAACUUAGUACACACUUACUGCCUCCAUAGGAAUUAAGAAGCUAAGUAGAAGACAGGUGCUACUAGUCAAAUGUCCUUGAUUAAUUGUAAAAAGUGUUUUAGCAGGACAAUGAUCCCCAGCAAAUCUACAUCAGAAUGGCUGAAAAGGAAAAGAAUCAAGGUAUUGCAAAGGCCCCAGUAUAAGUCCAUACCUCAAUUCGAUUGAAAUGCUGUGGUGGGACUUUAAGAGAGCUGUGCAUAAACAAAUGCCAGCAAACCUCAAUGAACUGAAGCACUGUUGUAAAGAAGAGUUGGCCAAAAUUCCUCCAUAGUGAUGCGAGAGACUGAUAGUCAUACAGAAAAGAUUACUUCAAGUUAUUGCUGCUUUAGCUGGUUCUACAAGCUAUUGAAUCAUAAGGUGUACUAAGGUUUUUACACAUGGCUUCUUAACUUUGGCUUGAUUUUUGUUAAAGGAAUCAUAAUAACAGUGUAGUAUGUCAUGUAUUGUUCAUCUUGGGUUUUAUUUACCAAACUUAAAGACUUGCUAAAGAACUGAUGAUCGUUAUGUCCUGAUAUGUGAAAACCAUAGAAAUCAAAGAGGGUGUACUUUAUUUUUCCCAUCACUGUAUGAAUGUAUACUAGAAGUACUAUUUUUAUGUCACUUGUACCCCUCACCUUGAUUAUUGUGUACUGCCGGUUUCAGAGGUAAAUACACAAGUGAAAAUAGAAAAUAAAUGCUGUGACAUUUUGCAGAUCUGAUUAUUACAAGCUCAUUUAUCUAUUAUCUGUCUUUUGAUGUAAAUGUGGGCUAACUUUCUGCAGCUCUCCCAUAAUACCAUGUAAAAUGUUAAAACUGCUAGAACAUAUUUCAGCUUCAUUCCUGUUUUAGCAACUCUGGCUACAUAGGUAAAGGAAGUUUACUUUGCACUUUGGUUUUUUAAAAUUAAAUGAACACUCGAUUUUCACAGUGAGAAUCGCGGAUGCGCGUCUGGCAGCUGUCAGUGAGACAGCUUAGAGGCUGGAUUAACCCUCAGUAAACAUAGCAGGUAAUCAUUUUCAGCAGCAGGUUUAAAACUAGAGGGACCUGGCACCCAGACCAUUUCUUUAAGCUGAAGAGGUCUGGGUGCCUAUAGUGAUCCUUUAAGGGGUUAAAAAAAAAAAAAAUACAUUCACAUCAAUUUAAUAACAUGAUUAGGUUUAUGUGGUUUGCCUCUUAAUUUUUUUAUUAUUAUUGGCAUUUAUAUAGCGCCAACAAAUUCUGUAGAGCUUACUACUGCAAUCUCUAAUGUUAAAGAAUUGGUUAUAGGAAAAGAAGAAAACCAGGCAUUUGACUUCGUAUCUGCACUUUGAUAACGCAGAUGGGUGCUUUAAUCAAAUUAAUAAUAACCGCUCAUUGUAGCAGUUACAUUGAUUUUAGGCACCCUCCUCGAGUUACAUGUCAGUUUAGCAUUUUUGGGAUUCCUUAUUUGAAAGUGUGGGAUUGUCGGUUCUAUAGAAAUUCCUUAUUUUGGCAAAUACUGAAUGAUAUGGGGAGUCGGUGUUAGCUGUUCUUACUUUCUUGUGUUGUCUAGUGUCAUUGCACACGUUUGCUUUUUCAUAUGGAGACUUAAACGGACACUAUAGUCACCAGAACCACUACAGCUAAAUGUAGUGAUUCUGGUGUCUAUAGCAUGUCCCUGUACUCUUAGCACUUUUUACAUCGAUGCUUAGUAACAACACUAGUGACAGUCACUCAAACGGCCACUAGAGAUGCUUCCUCUGUCAGUGCUGUGCAGUGUGCAGCACUGGAAUUCAUUGUCUCCACUCUUUGCAUGGAGGCACUGAACGUUCCCAAUGGCGAUGCUGAUUGGUGCAGUGUGGUGUUUUGUUGCGCAUGCGCAAUUGCCUCCCUAUGCUUUCCUGUUGGGAAUGAUUCGAUUGGCUUAGAUCACCAAUAUUGAUCUCUGCUGCAGCGAGACAGAUGUGGGAGUUAGUAUAAGUUUUAACCCUUAGUGUCCCUGGAGACUUAGUACCUAAACUGUGAUUUCUACGCUGUUGGUGUUUCUGACACUUUUAGGAGACAUGAAUGUUCUGUAGAGACUUCUGAAUACAACCAAUGCCCUAAAUUGUCUUCCAAAUACAUCAUUAUUUCUCUUCAAUGAAGCAUCUUCCCUAUACAUAUGAAAACUUUGCAACUUGGGGGCAGUAAUAAAAAUUCUAAAUAAAACGUAGCCUGUAGCAAUUAUUACUACAAGGACUUUGCUUUUUUGCUUAAAGGGAUGCUAUAGUCACCUGAAAAACUUUAGCUUAAUUAAGCAGUUUUGGUGUAUAGAAUAUGCCGCUGCAGCCUCACUGCUCAAUCCUCUGCCAUUUAGGAGUUAAAUCCCUUUUGUUUAUGAACCCUAGUCACACCUCCCUGCAUGUGACUUGCACAGCCUUCCAUAAACACUUCCUGUAAAGAAAUCCCUAUUUAGACUUUCUUUAUUGCAAGUUCUGUUUAAUUAAGAUUUUCUUAUCCCCUGCUAUGUUAAUAGCUUGCUAGACCUGGCAAGAGCCUCCUGUAUGUGAUUAAAGUUCAAUUUAGAGAUUGAGAUACAAUUAUUUACGGUAAAUUACAUCUGUUUGAAAGUGAAACCAGUUUUUUUUUUUUUUUUUUCAUGCAGGCUCUGUCAAUCAUAGCCAGGGGAGGUGUGGCUAGGGCUACAUAAACAGAAACAAAGUGAUUUAACUCCUAAAUGACAUUGAAUUGAGCAGUGAAAUUGCAGGGGAAUGAUCUAUACACUAAAACUGCUUUAAUUAAUUUAAGUAAUUUAGGUGACUGUAGUGUUCCUUUAAACAAACCUGUAUUUUACAAACCUGUAUUCCUGACACUAGUGCUGGUGUAGCUGUUUAGGUCCCUUGUCCCUUUCUCUGUAGAGUGAAAAUAUUUUUUUUCCUCACUUUUUCUCCCACGCACUGUCGGUCUUGCUCGGCUGGCUCCGCCUCUGUGAUUGAGAUCAUCAGUUUUGAUGAUCUCCGCCAAUCCUAUAAGUUCCCAUGGAAAAGCAUUGGGAAGCUAUUGCAUAUGCGUGGCAAAACGCCAAGCUACGCCAAUCAGUAUCUCCUCAUAGAGAUGCAUUGAAUCAAUGGAUUUCUAAGGGGAACUUUCAGCUCUUUCAUGCAGUGCGUGGAGAUGCUGAAUGUAGGUGGUGCAGCAUUGCAAUAGGAAGCACCUCUAAUGGCCAUCUGACUGACAACCACAAAAGGUACUACUAGGCACCAAUGUAAACACUGCCUUUUCUCUGAAAAGUCAGUGUUUACAUUGAAAAACCUGCAGGGACAGGCAAUAGACAUCAGAAUCUCUACAUUAAACCGUUGUUGAUCUGGUGAUUAUAGCGUACCUUUAACUAAAAAAAACGACCAGACUGUUGGUGGGUACUUUGUCGUAAUUGGCUCCAUAUGUAGGACAGGCCUCUGCAUUACCUGUUAGAAAGAAGUUCCACUAUUUUAUGGUUUUGAUUUGUAUUUCAAUGUUGUUUAUCUUGACUUCCUUUGAUUAUUAUUAUUUGUUUUGAAAACGACUGCAACAACCAACUAAAUUUCUUUUUUGUUUUUAGGAUUUGAAAGCAUUUUAGAAGGACUGUUUGGACCUGGAUUACUUAAAGAUCUCAGCUUGUUUGAAGGUAUGUUCUUCCCUUUUACACAUAUGUACACUCAGAAUAGUUUGGUUACUUAUUGAAAUAAAUAAAAAAAAAUAAAAACUUAAUUUUUCCCCCCAGAAUUUUCUUUUUGAUAGUUGCAAUAAUAUUAUCAUCUAAGAACUGACCUCUAGAUACAUGUGCCAAAUCAAUAUUCUAAAAUACAGAUGACUCUUAUACUCAUAUGGCACAUCUUACAGUAAAACACAGUGGCACACAUUUAAGUAUGCUUAAAGCGGCACUGUCAUGCCGAACUUACCUUUCCCUAAUCACUUUCUCUUCUCUUCCUCUCUCAGGAUCUGUUCCUCAUUUCUUCCUGUCUGCUCUAGUUUUCUUUAAAACAUAAGGCAAAGUAGUUCCACCUCCUGUGGUCAGAGCAAUUUCCCACAAUUCUCACCUUUCCUCCGUUUUCUUGUGAUGCCUUCUUUCACUAUUCCCGACUGUCCUGUCAUUUAGACAGGACGCUGGCGAAGCUACCAAAUUUCGUCCUAAGAGAAUGAGAACAAUCGUUACUUUUAGUAGAUAGCUCCCUAAUUCCCACGGUAUCAGGAUGCUAUCUACCAAAAAAUAAAUGGGCCCCAUGGUGGGGCAUCUCUUAACUAGGGGGGGAGGGUUGGGGGUGAGAAACAUAGUGUCCCCCUUGCCCUGCGAGUGGGGGCUAUUUAACUAAAUGGAGGCCACUUGGCCCCCAUCCAUUAACUGCGGAUGGGGACCCUAAAUGGCCUAUUUUUUAGCCCCAAAAAAGGCCAAAUAAAAAUCCAUAAUACCUGUUGAACUUUAAAAAUAAAUUAAAAACCCGAGUACGAAAAAAAACAGACUGAGCUCCGCAGGGCAGAGGAGGCAGAGUACUGCAAAACCUUUUUUUUUUCUUGAAAAAUUUAAGCAUGUAGCAAAUACCAUCAGCAGGUGUUGUGAACCGCAACUAUAUUGAUGCCUUGCCAUUAUUAUGGUUGUUUGAGCAUUAUGAACGAUGUAUUCCACAACACCUGGAGUGCCAAGGUUUCCUACCCCUGUUAUAGGCUUUUGGUCCUAAUAGGUUAGUAAUUAAGUAUUUUCUACAUAUUUACAUGUUUGAAAAGAAAAAUGUUUUGGAGCAUUCUGCCUGCCACAUCUGUCAAAUUGCUGGCCUGUAACAUGUAGAACAUUCUAAGCACUAUAAUCAGUACAGACCACUGUAGUAGGUAUGGUGCCAUAGUGUGCUGACUCCCUCCCAGACAGAGUAAUCAAACUGCUUUUAAAAGCAAUUUAACAACCUACCUGAAUCAUGCCAGGUGCCCCUCACUGCCUCCCUUGCUUCAAUUUGUGUGCUAGGGCCGUGUGCUGGCUUAGAUCAGUGGCUGGGGAGUUGGGCACUGGAUGGGACCCAUGUAAGUUGUCCAAUUGUUCUUAAACGGUUGCACUACUUACUCUGGGGUGACACCAGGACACUCUGGCACCAUAACUACUACAGUCAGUCAAUCUUUAAAAUUGUGUUGGUGCCUAAGCUACAAUAUUUGAUUGGAGGGUUUACAAUUUAGUGUUUACAUAAGAAGAAAGGGGAAUAUUGAGCUUUAGAUGUAUUUGUAAUUUUGUUGUUGGUGCUCAGUGAAUCCCUGGAAUGUGAGUAGACUUUAAAGGACCACUAUAGUGCCAGGAAGGACCCCCUCCCGCCGGGCUCUAGGGUGAGAAAGGGGUUUUAAACUCUUACCUUUUUCCAGUGCCGGGCUCCCUCGGCGCUGGGGAAUCUCCUCCUUCUUCUGCCGUCAUCGGCUGAAUGCGCAUGCGCGCCCAUUCAGCCAGUCUCAUAGGAAAGCAAUCUCAAUGCUUUCGUAUGGACGGCAGCGUCUUCUCACUGUGAAAAUCACAGUGAGAAGCGCCUCUAGCGGCUGUUAAUGAGACAGCCACUAGAGGCUGGAUUAAACCUUUUGUAAACAUAGCAGUUUUUCUGAAACUGCUAUGUUUACAGCAGGAAGGGUUAAUCCUAGAGGGACCUGGCACCCAGACCACUUCAUUAAGCUGAAGUGGUCUGGGUGCCUAUAAUUGUCCUUUAACAUAAUAUUCUCAAUAAUCUAGAAUAAUUUGGCGUACCAACUUGUAAUGCAUUACGUUUCCAUCUAACAUAUAAGCAGCCUGCACAUUUUGCAUCUGUACUUGUAUUAAAGGGACACUAUAGGCACCCAGACCACUUUAGCUCAUUGAAGUGGUCUGGGUACAGUAUCCCUAGUGCACUUUGUGUUGCAAUGUUAAACUUUGGAGUUCCAGAGAAACUGCAGUGUUUACAUUUCAGCACAAAGUCUCUCUCCCAGACAGCCACUCGAGGCUCUUCCUGUAUCCUAACGGACUGUAACUGACGCUGGACAUCCUCACGCUCUGCGCGAGGGCAUUAAGCGUCCGAUUGAUUCAGUGCUUUCCUAUAGGGAGGUCUGAUGUACGCUUGGCAUUUGCCGCGCAUAAGCUUUUAGCUUCCGCUCGUCAGAGGAAGCGGAGUUGCGAACCAGCGCUGAGGAACAUCGGUGCUGGAGUAAGGUAAGUAAAGGGGUUUUAACCCUUUAUUCGUGUCGGUGGUGGGUGCGGGGGAGGGUGCAUGGGAGCGGGUAGGCUUUAAAGUAUCACUUUAAAUCACAGUCUUUGUUAAGGUUUUUUUUAGAUUGUUAUUGUGUUUUUGUCUCAGAGCAAUAUUUUUAUUUAUUUUUUUUUAGCUUUCCGUGAACACUAUGAGGGGUACUUGUUUGAUUGUGUAUUAAUAUAAAUAAUAAAAUAAUAAUAAUAAUAGCUUCUGGCUUUAAAGUUCAAGAUACUGAAAAAUAUGCAAACAAUUUUAUUGCACCUGCUAUUUUGCUUAGUAUGUUAUUUUAAGAGGUCGUACUUAAUUAUGCAUGUUUUUGUCCAUGUUUGCAGACUGUGAACCUACAAGUGUUUGUGACUGGUCUUUUGAUGAAAACUGCCUUUUUUGCUGUGUAAGACGAGAAAAAGUUAAGGUAAUCUGAUAAAAUGUCUUGUACAGCGAGUACUUCAUCAAUAUGUUGUAAGACUACCAACCCAAACAAACAUUGAAAGUACCAGUACUUUUGUAGUUUAUUUAAAACACCGCUUUCUGUAGCAAGUUUCUUGUUAACCAGUGCCAGUUUGCAUAAAUCCAAUUUUGUUUUUACUUUUUUGUUACUUUGUUAUAUUUUUUUUUUCUCUGCCUCCUCUGCACCAUUACAUGCCAGGCACUUGCAGAAUAUAAAUUCUUUGAAGACUGAGGGCGUGGCUGAUUAUGUCUGAACAAAUUGGGUGUGCUCAGAUUGCUGGGUAAAUGUUGAUACUGUAAGACCCGGGAUUGGGCUCACAGACUGCCUGGUGUUGGUAUACAUGUGAAGACUAAAUGCACCUAGCGUUGGUGAAAUACAUUUUCCUUUCUGCUCAUCAGUCUAUGUGAUUGGAGUUAAGUGGGGUGAGUGCAACUCCAUAUUUCCAUAGGAGUGGGGUGCAUUUUAUGUUGCUUGGAGAGUUCAGUACAAGAAUAUUUUUUUAUGGUAAUUAGCGUAUUCAUUUGGAGCUAUUCCUGAUAAUAGGGAAGAAAGAGGCUCAUUUGUGUGACAUCUCAUUCCAGUGUGUUGUAGAGCAUAGUGUAAUUUGUGCGUAUCACUCCAUAGACUUAAAGCGACACUUUUAACACCAGAACCACUACAGCUUAAUGUAGCAGUUUUGGUGCAAAUAGCCUGUCCCUGCAGUCUCUAAAUUGUAAACACUGCCUUUUCUGUACUAUUUCAGACACUUAUAGAACAUUGUACAGCAAUAUGCCAAUGAGCAUACCCUGUUUUUGUUCCUUUAUCGAUGUCCUGCUGUGGCGAAUUGCACCUAGGACACCCCCAUGGUCAUUUGUGGAACUAAUGUAAAGAGGGCCCUGGUGUUGGACCCUCUUCUAGCUUAAAGAUGGCCAAAAAGUAGAUCAUUCACUGUUAACCAACUCCCACAAUGCUUGGCAUCUACCACUUGCCUAUCCUUGCAUGGUUGUGUUUCUGAACAGUGUGCAUUUGAAUAUAAGCAUGUUUUAUAUGGAUUGUGUGUGUGUCUGUAUGUGUAGUUGUAUGCACUUUGCCAUUUGAAUGCAAUGGUUUGUUUGGUGUUUGAAUGCAUUAGUGUAUUUCUACUUCCUGGUUUGCUUGAGCUCGGUGGAGCUAAACUCAAGAGGCAGCAAUUGCCAAGAGCACCUGCCUUGCAAAGACUUCUCAUUGAGCUGUAUGAGGAAGUUUGUGAUUUCUUUAUAAAAAGAAAUGAAAAAAAUGCACAAUUAAAUGCAUGCAGCACUGUGCAUUUCAGAGGGGGCAUAUCUACAUUUAUUUACUUGUUGGAGGUGGGGGGGAGGGCACUGGAGCUCCCCUUUUAUGGCUUACAAACUUGACUCUUACAUUAGCGACAACCUCCUUACACCUGCGCCAGAAGAAUGUGUAUGGACCUCUACAAAUCAUGGAUUCUAUUCAAUAAAAGCGGUUUGUCUUUGACAAAUGGAAAUAACAUCUGUGGCAGAAAAAGUAAUAAAAGUAGGAGAAUACUUCUUAACCAUCAAUUUGAGAAAAACAAUCCAUACUUCCCCAUGCAAUGCUUUUAUUUGAAUAGGAAAUGGCAAUUUCUAAUAAGGACGUUUUGGGAAUGGAUAUAUUGUUUUUUUGCAUCUAUGAAAUAAUCUGUUGUCAUGCAUAAUUAGACGUAGAGCUAUUUUGCACACCAGGUUAUAAUCUCUUCAGUACAGAAAACAUGAUACUAUAUCUUUUUCCUCUCAUUUAUAAAUUACAAUAAAGCUGGUAGGAUUUACACGGUGGUUUAGUUUCCUUACAGUGAUAUAAUCAGAAUCUAGUAAAGGUAAACAUACACUUAAUAUAGCUUUUCUAAUGGCAUUGCAGGAGCCUAUCUAUGUAAAUUAGAUUUGUAUUUGGAACUGCUCCCCCUGGAAAUGUGCUGAAUCUCUGAGUUUACUUGUGCAACCAGUCCUGGCUAUUUACCAUUGCUGUUGAAUAAGACUCAUCUGGUGGGGACAAGAUUUGAGGUAUGCUUCAUUUUGAAUGGGCACACAUCAAGGCUUGUAAUUUGGAAAAUGAGUUUAGUGUUUGUAUAUGAUAUACUAUUUUAUAUACAAUAUUUGCUAAUUAUGACCUUACUACUGAGUAAACCGAGAAUUGCAGUGAAUUUUUAAACUUGAAUUGCAGAGUUUAGGCCAAAGUAGUUGGGCCAAUCUUUUCAAUUCAGCUGUCUUUCCAGCUUGCCUUUUCUGUGUUUUUUUUUUUUUUUUUUGUAUUGUGGUUUUUAAUUCAUCAUAAUUUACUGUUUAGUGAGCAAACCCAUUUUGCUUUGGUAUUGGUUUGGCGUGAGGUGUGAAAUUGUGAGUGAAAGGUUGUUUGUGGCAGAACGUAUUGUCUCUGCACAUCCUUAAAUAUAAAUGGAAUUCAACACAAUCUGGUUUUUGUAUGUUUAAUAAGCAAAAGCAUGUUGUCAUUUAAAGGACAACUGUCACCUUAAAACUAUUUUUAAUAUAAUCCACUAUUGAAGUUUGUGAAAAAUAAUGUUUCCCAUAUUCUUUCACCUGCUUUACCAUUGUUAUCAAAAUUAAUGUUUUGUGCUCUUUCCCGCAUGCGAAGUAUCACUAUGUAUGUUUCCAAAGGAGAGAGAAAUGCACACACUAUGGGGAACACACCCAGUAGGGGGCUUACUAGCAGGGGAGGGGUCAAGCUCCCAAAUACAUCCAGUCAAUUUACAUACAAAUGUAUGGAUAUAACUGUUUGUUUCUUCGUCGUUUAGGAGUGCAGAAAAUAAAAGUUUUGGCACUUCUCCUUGACAAAGGCACAGGAGAAGUGCUGAAAUGUUUAUCUUUUGCACUCCUAAAUAAAAGACUGCCACUCUAAGAAACAAACAGUUAUGCACAGACACUUGUAGUUGAGUAUCACUAGUCUUUAUAUUAUCCAGCCUCAACACUGCUGCUCCUGUACAUACCUCUAUCUGUGAGGGACCAAUAGAAGGGAUGUGCGUGCCUGCACUGUGUGAGGGACCGAUAGAAGGGAUGUGCGUGCCUGCACUGUGUGAGGGAUCGAUAGAAGGGAUGUGUGUGACUGCACAGUGUGAGGGACCGAUAGAAGGGAUGUGCGUGCGUGCCUGCACUGUGUGAGGGACCGAUAGAAGGGAUGUGCGUGCCUGCACUGUGUGAGGGACCGAUAGAAGGGAUGUGCGUGCCUGCACCGUGUGAGGGACCGAUAGAAGGGAUGUGCGUGCCUGCACCGUGUGAGGGACCGAUAGAAGGGAUGUGCGUGUCUGCACCGUGUGAGGGACCGAUAGAAGGGAUGUGCGUGCCUGCACUGUGUGAGGGACCGAUAGAAGGGAUGUGCGUGCCUGCACUGUGUGAGGGACCGAUAGAAGGGAUGUGCGUGCCUGCACUGUGUGAGGGACCGAUAGAAGGGAUAGGCAUGCCUGCACUGUGUGAGGGACCGAUAGAAGGGAUGUGCGUGCAUGCACUGUGCGUGUGAAAGAUGGUUGGGGUGUGAGGGAAAGAUAGAAGGGAUGUGCAUGCCGUCACUGUGAGGGAAAGAUGGAAGGGAUAUUACACGUGCCACGCCCCAUCCUCUUCACAAGUAAUAAGGGCAGAGAAUAUGUGUUGUUUUUUUUUUUUUGCCCAUGUUAUUAACACCAUAGGGUUGGGGGCAGAAGAGGGAUGUUUAAGCGGUUUGGGAGUGGUCUAAACUUCACUUCUCUACCACUCACUCCAUGGCAGAUUCACCUGAGUACUAAAGGGAAUUCUCCAGUGCCAGGAAAACAUAUCUGUUUUCCUGGCACUAGAGGAUCCUAGAGUGCCCCUAUCCCACGUCACUGAAGGGGUUAAAACACUUACCUCAAUCCAGCACCUGUGUUCCUCUGCGCUGGGUCAGGCUCCGGCGGCGUGGGAGACCUGCCACGCACGCUCAUUAUACCUCCCCAUAAGAAAUCAUUAUUCACUGCUUUCCUAUGGGGAUUCUGGUGGCGCUGGAGGUCCUCAUGCAUAGCGUAUGGACACCCAGCAUCGUUUAGACGACCAAAAGUCAGCCACUAGAGGAGGACUUAACCCUGCAAGGUAAAUAUUGCAGCUUAUAAAAUUGGCAAUAAUUACACUUGCCACGUUGUGGGUGAUGGGAGUUGGCACCCAGACCACUUUAAUGAGCUGGAGUGGUCUGGGUGCCUACAGUGUCCCUUUAAGGCCACCCUGGCCUGCAAUUCAGCUGAAGGGGAAAAUAAAACCUGCCCAGUUCACAUACUUGUGGUGUUAUAUCUGGGGUGUGAAAUUUAUAUAAGAACAGUAAAAGUGGGAUCAGUAUAAAAGAAUGGGGGAGGUUACUGAGGUGACAGGCAUUAAAGGGAGUUGAAAAUGAUGGAACAGAUGAAAACCAUGUUGGUUUUAUUCAAUACUUUUUAUUCAACACUUGGAUUAGUUUAUCUGCUGUAUUUGACUUUAUGCAAACUGGCUUCUUUAUAUCUGCAAACCUCUACAGUGUAUAACGCUGUGUUUUAAGAUACAAAAUAUAGAAUAAAGAACAGCGCACACAAAACGGAAAAAAAAUAGUUUAACAUUUUACUUAAAAUCCCCUAUCUAUCUUAGAAAGCAAAUAUGGGGAUUCAGUUCCACCAUAUGGCCAUAUUGUGUUAAGCCUACCAAGAUGUCACAGUACCCUAAUAUUGGUGGAUCCUACACUAAUUUAAACAUAGGAUAUUGAUAUGUUAACUGCAAUACUACUGCAAUACUUCUUGCUUAAAAUACUUCUAGCAACUCUCCUCAAUUUAUACGUUCCUGUGGUCACCUCUGAAAGGGCACCUACAGUGGAUGGGUGGGUGCUCAGCUCAAUAGGAAUAUAGUCUGGAUUCUAAAUCUGCACUGAAAAAAAGGGAUUUGGGGGUACAUGCAUUUCUAAGUAGUGGUGCUGCUGUAAAAAAAAGACCAAAGUAUCUACAAAAUACAUAAUUACAUAGCUGAAAAGAGACUUGCGUCCAUCAAGUUCAGCCUUCCUCACAAAUGUUGUUGCUGUUGAUCCAAAAGAAGGCAAAAAACCUGGUCUGAAGCACUUCCAAUUUUGCCACAAACUAGGAAAAAAUUCCUUCUUGACCCCAAAAUAGCAGUCAGAUGUCUCCUUGGCUCAAGCAGCUAUUACCCCACUAAUUAGAAAUUAUAUCCCUGUAUGUUAUGUUUUUGUAAGUAUUUAUCCAAUUUCAGUUUAAACAUCUGUAUGGACUCUGACAAAACCACCUCUUCAGGCAGAGAAUUCCAUAUUCUUAUUGUUCUUACUGUAAAAAAAACUUUUCUUUGCCUUAGAUGAAAUCUCCUUUCUUCCAGCCUAAAUUUGUGACCUCGUGUCCUAUGUAUAACCCUGUUUAUGAAUAGAUUUCCAGAUAAAGGUUUGUACUGGCCCCGAAUAUAUUUGUAUAAAGUUAUCAUAUCCCCUCUCAAGCGCUGUUUUUCCAAACUAAACAGAUUUAAUUUUUUUUAACCUUUCUUCAUAACUAAAAUGCUCACUUCCUUUUAUCAAUUUUGUAGCUUGUCUCUGGACCCUCUCCAGAGCCAUGAUAUCCUUCUUUAGAACAGGCGCCCAAAAUUGCACAGCAUAUUCAAGGUGUGGUCUUACCAGCGAUUUCUAAAGAGGCAAAAUUAUAUUUUCAUCCCGAGAAUUUAUGCCCCUAUUUAUACAUGACAAAAUCUUACUGGCCUUAGCAACUGCAGAUUGACAUUGCAUAUUGCUGCCUAAUUUGUUGUCUAUAACAAUUCCCAAAUCCUUCUCGUGUGUGGUUAUCCCUAAUUCACUACCAUUUAGUGUGUAAGUUGCUUGUGCAUUCUUAACCCCGAAGUGCAUAACUUUGCAUUUCUCUAUAUUAAAUUUCAUCUGCCAUUUUAGUGCCCAGUCCCCCAAUCUAUCCAAAUCUCUCUGCAGCAAAGCAAUAUCCUGCUCACAUUUUAUUACUUUACAAAGUUUUGUGUCAUCUGCAAACACUGAUACAUGGCUUUCAAUGCCUAUUUCAAGAUCAUUUAUAAAUAUGUUAAAUAGAAGUGGUCCCAAAACAGAACCCUGAGGGACACCACUUACCACUUUUGUCCAGCCUUAAAAUUUACCAUUAAUUACAACUCGUUGUACUCUGUCCUUAAGCCAAUGUUCUACCCAAGAACAGGAAUAUUCAUCUAGACCAAUCUCUUUUAGUUUGAAGACUAACCUAUUGUGAGGAACCGUAUCAAAUGCCUUGGCAAAGUCCAAGUAGAUCACAUCCACUGCAACACCCUGAUCUAUACUUCUACUUACUUCUUCGUAGAAUGCAAUUAGGUUAGUUUGACAUGACCUAUGUUUCAUAAAACCAUGCUGAUUAUUGCUAAUAACAAAGUUCUUCCCAAUGAAUUCCUGAAUAUUAUCCCUUAAUAGCCCUUCAAAUAUUUUCCCAGUUACAGAAGUUAAGCUCACAGGUCUAUAAUUUCCAGGCAAGGAUUUUGAACCCUUUUUAAAUAUAGGAACAACAUCUGCCUUCCUCCAAUCCUCCAGUACAACACCUGAAACAAAAGAAUCUUGAAAAAUUAAAUACAGAGAUUCACUUAUUUCCCCACUUAGCUCCUUAAGUACUCGUGGGUGAAUACCGUCAGGCCCCGGAGCUUUAUUUACAUUAAUUUUCUUUAAUAGCUGUAGCACCUUGUCUCGAGUUAUCCAAUCACAAGUUAUUUGCAAGUUUUUUGCAGCAAACAUUUGCAUAUCUCUUGCCAUAGGAUCCUCAUUAAUAUAUACUGAAGAAAAAUAGUUAUUUAGAAUUUCUGCUUUUUCCUGGUCUUCAUUAGCUAAUAAACCCAACUCUGUUUCAAGUGUACCUACACUCUCAUUUUUUGUUUUUUUAGAAUUGAUGUACUUGAAAAAAAAUUUGGUGUUGGUUUUGCAUUCUUUAGCUAUCAAUUUCUCAUUUUCUAGUUUAGCCACUUUAAUUGCCUUUUUGCAAGUGUUAUUGGCUUCCUUAUAUCUUAAAUAGGAUGCCUUUGAUUUGUCUGAUUUAAAUGCCCUUUUCUUAUUUUUAAUCUCUUUUUUUACUUCUCUACUAAGCCACAUUGGUUUUAAUUUGUUUCUUUUAUAUUUAUUACCCAAAUGGUACAUACUGAGAAAUGUACCUUUCUAAUAUAUGUUUGAAUAGUUUCCAUUUAUCCUCAGUGUUUUUAUCACUAAGGAGUUUAUGCCAGUCGAUAUGUUGUAGAGCUGCCUUAAUCUUAUUGAAAUUGGCUUUUUAAAAAUUAUAUGUUUUAGUAUACCCCACCUGCUUUUGCUUUUUUGAGUUUAUUUCAAAAUUUACCAUAUUGUGAUCACUAUUCCCCAAAUGCUCCCCUAGUUGAAUGUUGGUUAAAAGAUCAACAUUGUUUGUUAUGACAAGAUCCAGACAAAGCAUCCUUUCUAGUUGGUGCUUGUACCAGUUGUGACAUAAAGGUGUCAUUUAACACAUUCAAAAACCUGAUUCCCCUUGCUGAAGUACUAGUCCCUCUUUCCCAAUUUAUGUCUGGAUAAUUAAAAUCUCCAAUAAUUAACGUGUUACCUCGAUUUGCAGCUUUCUCAAUUUGCUCUAACAGCUGUUCUUCCUCAUUAAUAUUUACAUUAGGUGGUUUAUAACAUAUCCCAACCAAUAAUUGAUUUCCCUUUGUUUGCCCCAAGCAGAUAUCUACCCAUAAAGCCUCCACCUUUUCCUCGUCACACUCCACAUGCCUAAGAUUUGACUUUAACUCAUGGUUGACAUAUAAACAUACCCCACCACCCUUCUUGUUUUUCCUAUCCUUCCUAAAUAACGUGUACCCAUUUAAAUUAACUGCCCAGUCAUGUGUCUCAUCCCACCAUGUUUCUGUUAUGCCUAUUAUAUCAUAUUGUUUAUUGUAUGCUAUUGCCUCUAGUUCCCCCAUUUUGUUAUAUAGGCUCCUUGCAUUAGUAAGCAUACAUUUAAUAUUAUCAUGAGUCUUUUCUACUUUUUGUGAAUUAUCAAUAUUACAUACCUCCUCUGUUCUGAGUUUUCCCCUCCCCCCAUAUCCACCCCCUUUGUUCUGAGCUAACGCCCAUCUCCUUUCCAUCCUAUCUCCAUUUUCUAGAUUGCUUUGACCCCCCCCCCUACCACUAGUUUAAAAUCUCCUCCAACCUUCUAGCCAGCCUAUCCCCCAGCACAGCAGAUCCUCUUCCGUUUAGGUGCAAUCCAUCAUGACUAUACAGGUUGUACCCAAGCGCAAAAUCGGCCCAGUGCUCUAAAAACCCCAAACCCUCUUUCCUGCACCAAGACUUUAGCCACGCAUUGACCUCUCUAAUCUCCCGCUGCCUUUCUGCUGUAGCGCGCGGCACAGGUAAUAUUUCUGAAAAAAUUACCUUGGAGGUCCUUUUCUUAAGCUUACUUCCUAGUUCCCUGAACUCAUUCUUUAGGACCUUCCAUUUUCCUCUGACUUUGUCAUUGAUACCAAUAUGGACCAUGACAGCUGGGUCAUCUCCAGCCCCUCCCAAUAAUCCCUCCACUCUGUCGGCAACAGGCCGGACCCGAGCACCCGGGAAUAGAUUAAGGAACGCUCACAAACAAAAAACAUUUCAAAUUUUAUAAGGCUACUUAUAUUCACUUAAAUUAGGACACAAAUAUGUAGAUUCAACAUAUGGCCAUAUUGUGUUAAGCCCACCACUGUGUCCACAGUAACCCAAAAUCGGUGGGUCCUGCACUAAUUUUAAAGUGACACUGCACAAAUACAAAAUAAAUGCAGUUUAGCGGAUAUUGUGUUUUUGUAAUUUAAAAAAAAAAUGGGGUGGGAGGGGAAGAGGGGGGCUUGGAGUAUAUCUAAAAACAGCUUGCAAAAACUGCUGUUCUCUUGUCUGUAGACUUUGCAAUCCCUCCCCUUCUAACCCCGCUAUGAUUGUCAAUGGCUGUACAGUCACAGACUUCGCGAUGCAGCUUAAGAGUCUUUGUAUUUAAAGGGACACUGUAGUCACUAUAACCACUUUGUCUCUUUGAAUUGGUUAUAGUGCCUGGAGUGCCCUGGCACUGUCCCUCCAUUCAGUGUUGCACCAUGUUUGUGCAGUAUGCCACAAAUUAAGAGUCCCUGGCCACCCACAGUCCGGCCCCUUCUGUAUGUGUAGCUAAGGCAGAGAUUACACACUUCCUUGUUGUCAUACCCAUUCAUACUGUCAGUUGGAGCUCUGACCGGUUAAAAGCAGUCAGCUGACACUCUCAGCCAAUCACAGCUGCCCAUUGCCUCUCAGGGUAAUACUUCUUUAUUAGCCAAAGCAGCACAGAGGGGAUAGACUGCCGUGGACUCUUGUUUAGCAUUAAAACAUUACAACAUUAAAAACUGUUUAAUGCUGAAAGAAAUGAUGGUACCAGGGGACUCCAGACACUAUAACCAGUUUAAUGAGAUGAAGCAGAUACAGUGCCUACGGUGUCCCUUUGAGUAUUAGGAAAGCAAGUGCUCUGAGCGAUUGCUGCCUCUUGCGUUUAGCUCCACAGACCUAAACAACCAGUUAGUAACAGGACCUGUUGUCUGAUCGACAGCCAGUGGUGUGUGGCAUAUUUUAUAAAAGUUCAAAUUUCUAUUGAAAUCUGCAAAUACAAAAUGAACAAAAUAGGACACACUCAUCAUGCAUAAAGCUUUUCAGCAAGCUAUAGUGCUUUAGGGGUCUGGAAUGUCCUUUUAACAUGGGAAAUAAACAUUCUAACUGCAAUUCUUACUGCUUAAACCGCUUCCACAGACUCCACCCAUCCACUACAGGUGUCCAUUUGGAGGUGACCAAAGGAAAGCAUAAAUUGAGGAGAGUCUCGCUAGACCUUUCACAAAUAAAAUAUAUUAAUGAAAUCUUUCCAAAUGUCCCUUGUUCACUGUGACCUCUUCCUUGCUCAGAAGAGGCUGAGAUAUCCAAGCCUUUCCUAAAGUAUAUGACAAGCUUUAAAAUCUAUGUAGCAUUAAUAAUAAAGGCUUUUUCAAAUCACAAAUUCUAAUUCUGGUCUGCUAGCUGCCUAUCACUCUUGAAAGAGUGGGGAAAAAAUGGUGUAUAUGAUCAGAAUAAUUUUGCUCAGUUCGUUUGAUUUUGUUCAAGUUCUUGUAAAAGAAGUAUGUUUAAGAAUGGUUUAGAACAUUUCUGUACAGCUGAAUGUAUACAAAAGUUGUCUUUUGCAUUAAAUCAGUGGACUGUGCUGCAAUAAGUGCUUUUGGUUUCUUUUUAGGAACAUUUAGCUGGCUUUCAUAAACCAGUCUGUGAAGCUGGCCAAGAAAACUUGCUUAAACAAGAUCAAGCAAAAAUUAUUCGACUGGAAAGACAAGCAGAAGAAUUUAUCAAUGCAGUCUUCUACAAGAAAGGUUUGUGUUUACUCACUCUUGCUCAAAUGCAGGCAAUAUUUGUCUACUUUUUCUAAUGUGUUGCAGUUCUUGUUUAAGAGUCUGUAUCAUUUGUAAUGCUAUUAAUGAACAGGGAGCUUUGUUUUUUAUUGUUUUAUACCUCUUACCUUGUUCCUAAAACGAAAAUCUAAUUGUUUAAUAAGCCACUGCCUGCUGACUUCUUUAUUUUGAGGUCUUGAUAUUGAUGUUGGAUACUGAUAUAGAUCCAAAUAUUGGUCUUUGUUCUAUUCAGAAUUCAAAUUAUUAUAACAAGUGCACUUGGAGAAGCGUGAAUUAGACACCAGACGUGUGUUGGUUAUCAAAAUAAGCCUCUGUCGUUUCUUCGUCAGAUGGGUUUUUAUACAUUAAAAAGUGCUUACGUGCAAAUACUCAUAGGACAGUAGUAGGAAGGGAGUGAAAGGGUAAAAGGAGUACAGAUAAGAAAUAGGGAUGAACAUCAUGUACAUAUAACAAAUAAGUUCAGAGAAAGAGAAAGAACAGACUGAUUUGAGAAGAGACAGCUCAGGUGGGGGCUAUCUGCUCCCGGAACUAGACAUAUACGGUCUAAAGUGUCGUUUAAAGCAUCAAGCAUUUCCUGAGUCCAAGUUAGCCAAAAUAUGACACCUUUAAGCUUGAGCCUUGGAAUCAAGAUAAAUUCUGUCACAAUACGCAAUCCUGAUCUUUCUUCAUGUCUUCUAUGCAUCUUGUUAAUAACCCUUUAUUUACUCACACGAUUCAAAGGCCAGUGUUGCCGAUGCUUCUCCUCCUAAGUAGGGCAGGGUGGGGGUUUCUGGGGCUAAUGCGCAUGUAAGGUGUGCGCAUUAGGCCCUCCCCAUAAGGAACCAUUGCCUCAGGACGAAGGAUACCCUAAUGUAGAGCGCGAGGAUGUUCAGUGUCAUUUAGGCAACCUGAAGUCUGUUAACAUCCAGACAGUGCCUCUAGUGGCUUUAGGUUUGUCAGUCAAUGGAUGCAGUCUUAGUCCUGCAAGGAUAUCAUUGCUGUUUCUCUAAAACUGCAAUAAUUUACAUUGCAGGACUAAGAGGGACAGGGACAUUGCACCCACACCUCUUCAAUUAGCUAAAAUGGUCUGGGUGACUAUAGUGUCCCUUUAAUCUGCAACAUCCUCACAAAAUUACAAAAACACCCCCUUGCACCCUUCUACUCGCCCUGACAUUUUCCCCCCAAUGAAUUUCCUAAUAUCCUUGCCCUUUCUAACAAUGGUUAGUAAUCACUUCCAGCCAUAUUUCUCAAAUGAAUCUCCCCAACCAUAUUAUUUCAACCAUAUAUUUGCUCUUGACUUCAUUAAGAUCCCUUGUUAUGUUGUUUCCUGUUCAUCACCCCAUGGCCAGAUCUUUACUUCUCUCCCAAACAAGACAUCUGCAGUUCCAAGGAGAUCCUUCACUAAGUGACAUCAGACAAUAAAUUAUUUGUGCUAUUUGCCCUUGUGGUGUGCAGAGAAUAGUGUUUCUUAAAGCACAUAAUGUCAAACUUUUAUUCUGUGCAAGACCUUGCUGGAUUCCCAUUCUGUCAGUUUUGGAGAAAAAUAUCAGGUUAUUGGUAUAGGUGAGCAUCCGUACUGGAUUACUAAUGGGCUGCGAUCCCUUCACAUACACAAAUAAACUGUCUGUUUGCUGAUGGAACAUGGGACUCCUCGUUUGCAAUGGGCGCAUUCUAUCUGUUUUUGUAAAUGUUGAGGUUAGGAAAGGGGUCUCCAAUAAGCCCUACUCCCAUCAAAAUGUCACCAUCUUUAAGUGGUUUAAUUGCAUGUGCAGUCAGUUGACAGUUGAACUGGCAUUAAACCAGGGCUCAACAAAUCCUAGGUCACCAUGGCAACUAUGAAUAUUGUGAUGGUGCCUGGGAUUUGUCAACUGGUUCCCUCCAAAGUGGGUGGCUGGCUGGCUGAAUGGAGGUGGGCGGGCUACCAGCUGUAGGGAAUGGAGCCAAGCUCUGCAUUAAACCCUUAUUGUAAAGGGUCUUUUAUAAGAUAAUUAUAUUAUCUGUGGCAUGAGACAUGUUUUACUGUCUCUUCUUAUACACGAUUGUCCAUCUACAUGCUUCAAUGGUUGGUACGGUUUUGUAUCUAAAGGCACUAGUUUGGUAUUUUGUUAUAUAGAAAUCAAGCUAUAGUUUCUGUCUUUAGUAGUUCAUUCACAUUAUGUAUAUAUUUAUGUAUAAGAAAAAAUAGGGUUUAUUUUGAUACCUUGUUUGGUACUUGCCAGUUAGACCCUAAUAGUAUGUGUGUGGUGGUGUUUUUGUGUGUUUUAAAAUGUUUUUAUUUUAUUUUAUUCAUAUUAAACUAUAUUUCAAAUAUAAAUUUUUGAUAUGAUCUGAAUUUGACCAUGCUGUCAGAUUUUGGUAAGAUAUGGUACCCGUAGAGAAGAUGAUUACAAGUGAAUGCAGUGUUAGAGGAGAAAUUUUAAAUCUUCAUUGAUUCCUUUGCUAAAUGUAAGCUUUCCAGUAGUCUUAAAGGGAAACUAUAGUGCCUUCUGUCACUUACCCUAUUCCAACGCAGAGGGUCAGCUGGCGGGGGAAACCUAAUGACAUGACCUAAAGUUGCCUAACAAGCUGAAUGUCCAUCUAGUGGACAUCUGGUAGACAGCCACCAGAAAUGGAGUUAACUCUCAAAGGUACUUAUUGCAGUUUAUUAAAAACUGCGUUAAUUACCUUUGCAGGGUUAGAGGACCUAGAAUACUGCACCCACACCACUUCAAUGAGCUGAAGUGGUCUGGGUGCCUAUAGUGUCCCUUUAAAUUGGAGUGGCCAAUGUCUGGUCAGGUUCAAUGCCUGUUCGUGUUGUGUUUUGUUUAAUUUCAAUUUGUGCUUAAAGUGCAUCUGUAUUUUUUUUUCUCCCAGACAGUCCUAGGGUCUUUGAUCCUAAUAUACCCUUAGUCGCUCGUGAGAUCAUGCAGCGAAUGAUUCGACAGUUUGCUGCUGAAUAUACCUCAAAAACUAGCUCUACUCAGGACUCCAGCCAUCCCAACAGCACAAAGAACCAAAGCUUGCCAAAAUUAUCCUCUGGAAAAAGUUCACCACCUCCUGCUACAACUCAGAACCCUGUACUUAGCAAGCUUCUGAUGGCUGACCAAGAUUCUCCUCUAGACCUCACUGUCAAGAAGUCACCUUCUGAAGAACCCUGCGAGCAAGGUAUCUUUGAGUAGUAAUUUCAUUGUUAUAUAGUAUGUAUUCAGAUAUUUUAUUCGGGGAAAUAUGUUAUGUCUGUUUCCAACCUUAGAGUGCUGUGGACUGUGUAUUCUGGUUAAUUUGUGCUUUACAUCUAGGCAAGUUGGUGUAUAUGUAUUAAGUCCCAAAUCUGCCACCCUCCCCAAAAUAAAAAACAAAGGAUAUACAGAAGUAACUUGGGUGCUUCCUAGUGCAUAAAUACAAAGUUCAAUGAAGGAGCACUAACAGGAUUUCUUUUGAAAAGUGUAUUCACAAGUUCCAAAAACUAAAUCAAUGUUUUGACCCACCUGGGUCUUUAUCAAGAUAUGGGAGAAAACAACAGGUGAUAAACUGCUCCACACAGAACUGAAAAAAUCACACGGGUAUACUCAAUCUUAACUAACCCAAUAAUGUGUAAUAACUUACUCUCUCUGGAGUAAAGUGAUUUUGUUUUUCGCUACCAGGGAAACCUCAAAAUAUACACCUAUAUACUUAACUGUCUGUAAAACCAUUGAGACCUAUUACACUGUUUUUUGUUGUAUUUAUUUAUUUUGAGAUUUUUGUGGUACUGAAAUACAAAAGCACUUUACUCCAGAGAGAGUACGUAUAUUCAUAAUUUAUUACACAUUGGGUUACUGUUAAAAUUGAGUAUACCCGUGUGAUUUAUUUUUUCCCCCCAGUUCUGUUUGGCGUGGUUUAUCACCUGUUGUUUUGUUACAUUUCUAUAUCUUACGCAAGGUUUGGGAAUCCUUAUAGAUUUACAGCUGCCUGUUCAUAUUAUAGUGAGCACCUACACCUGCCCUUUUCUGUACACUUUAUCAAGAUAUGUAUAUAACCAUAACCAUCAGUAAACUGGAAUUCUUUGGCAAACCACAGUUCAUUUUCUCACCUGCACUCUUAAGUUUCCAAGUUAUUUAACUUGUCCAUUUAUUAAACUGCACACACCGCACCUGCUAAAAAAAAUAAAAAUCAACAAUGAUUUAUCAGGACUUCAAAUUUCUAGUAGCCAUUAACGAGUGAAUUUUUUUUUUACUGUGACCGUAUGCGGUAGCUUGCAGUGGCGAGUAACUUAAGCCUGGCUUGUAGCAUAGGACUUCAAAUUGUAAGUCCUGGUUUUAUUUGAAUAUGUUUAAACAUAAGCUAUAGUAUCUCUGAACUAUUAGUUGCAUAUAAAUUCGGAGUCAAUUUACUGUCAUGGUGCUCGCAACUUUGUCGUAUUUAAAAGUGCAUUAGAUUUCUUCGAUACAUUGUGCUAUCAGAAAUGUUUGCAAAUUUAUGGAUUUUUAUACAAGGCCCUUUAAUGUUUUGGCCUCUACCCACCCAUCAAUCAAAUCCUCAGCAUUAGACCUAUGUGCUGGUGGCAUAGCGAAAGUGUGUGACAAGAAGGGUUAGAGUACGCUCCCAAAGGCAAUUCACUUGCUUCCUGUCACACUGUUAAUCCCCCAGCAGGUGUUUUUCACAUUUCCUGGGAAAAUACGGGGCACCCAAUGCCAAUGUGUUAAUAUUGAAGCCAGCAUAUUGUUUUCAGCAGUGAGUAUAUCCCAGUUCAGAAUGGUGUCCUCAUAAAGUGUCAGUCACUGCAGACAGGGGAAGACAUUGGAGGGUUGAGGUUGCAGCAUUGUAACGCCCACAUACUCUCUGCGAAUGAUUGCGCUACAACGAGGUAGCAUAUACGUAAUGGCAACUAAACCACAAACACAUUACUUUUUCUGAUAAGUUAUAUUGUUGGUUCUUUGGGAACUGUUACGGCAGACGGUACGUCAAAUGUGUGUUUUAAAAAAUUUUUUGAUUAAAAAGAUAAUGUACGUCAAUAUUAUUUUUUUGGUAUACUACUAAAUAAGUAAUUUCUGUUUUGAUUCUGAAGUUUUGCAAGUUAUAAUCUGAAUAUACAACCUCAUACUUUUUUUUUUUUAAAGUCUUAAUGUGUAUACAUUUGCUUAUUAUAAUUUUCUUUUUUUAUAUAGAUUUUCAACCUUUAUGUAGCUUCCCCCCUCCCCCCCCCAAGUUGUCAAUUUUUCAUAAAAUUAUUAUAAUGAAAAUUCCAUAUUUCUUUUGGUAAUAAGAAUGAUACAUUUAAAAACAACUUUUUUCAAAACAAUGUAAAAAAAAGCUUAAAAAAAAAAAAAAACUCAAUUUUUUCUUAGAAAAAUAAGUCCUCUUUCAAUUAUUUGCAGUGUAGAAAAUAACAGCUUAACACUGGCCUGGAUUAUUGACAGAACCAUAACUGCUAGUUGAUCAGUUCUUAACAACCCUUGGAUAAAAAGGAAUUGCUUCUUUCAGUUUUCAACUUUGAUUUACGUACAUUUUUCAAAUGCACUAAACAUUUACAUUUGUUGUUGAAGACUCUGUAAAUUAUAAUAAUAAUGCAGUUUAAUUUUUUCAUAUUUAAAAAUGGCUAUUCCUGUCUGAAAAAGUAAGCUUUUUAAACAUUUGUUUAAUGUGCCUCUGUUUAUUAGAGCAGUGAGAGGGAUAUAUGUAUUUGCUUUCCCUCAUGUCCGUGUGCACUACCACUUAGUUUCAAAUCAAAAGAAACCACCACUUUAUCCUUUUCAUGCAAGCAAAAUAAUUGUAGAGUGUUUAAACAGUGUUUUUUUUUUUGUUUGUUUGUUUGUUUGUUUGUUUUUUACACGCUUAAGGCUAUUUUAUUUAUUUAAAAAAAAAAAAAAAUUGCAUUUAUGUUCCUACAACACAGUGUUACUAUAUCAGAGUAGGCACAUCUUUUUUUAAAAAAAAAUUGGCUACUAGUGAUGUCCUGAACGGUUCGCCGCGAACUCCUCAUUGAGUAAACUUUGACCCUGUACCUCACAGUCAGCAGACACAUUCCAGCCAAUCUGCAGCAGACUCUUCCACCUCCUGGACAGCAUCCAUUUUACAUUCAUUGUGAAGCUGCAUUCUUAGUGAGCUGUCCAGGAGGUGGGAGGGUCUGGGAGGGAGGGUCUGCUGCUGAUUGGCUGGAAUGUGUCUGCUGACUGUGAGGUAUAGGGUCAAAGUUUACUCAAUGAUGAGUCCGCGGCGAACCGUUCGGGACAUCACUAUUGGCUACAUUUAAAUUGCUUCUGCCUCUGCCUUUACAAAAUAUUGAGGUCAAAAUUCUUUUUGCAAAGGUAAUGGCAGAAAAUGAGGAUAUAGAACUCAAAAAUCAUUCUUGCCCACUCACCGUUGUUUAGUGGAAAUUGAACCCUAAAAUAAAAGUCACUACACAGCAUUUCUGUGCAGCUGCCCAGGUGCAUCUGAGAUUUCAUAGGGAGGCAGAGACAAAAGCCACAUUGUAGCGGAUAUAAGUGUUUGGGUGUUCUGGUUUUCACUGUUCUUUCCUUGGCUGCAUUAUUCUCCCCAUUGAGGCAACAGGUCAUUUCUGCAUACAGUGUGGCAGUCUUUCUGAUUCUUGAUGGCACUUGAAUCAGAGCUUUUACUAGCUGUAUGGAGUGUAGAUUCGUGGAGCUGUGCUAGUUCUGCUCAGCACAACUCUCUGGCAGCUCGUUAUGGAAUAAUUUACAAUGGCACAUUCCUGCCUCCUACGUUGGUAUAUAUCUGCUGACUGGAAUUAGUUAAAGCACACCUCCACUCACCUGUCUUUUGCCACCGGAUACCAGAGAGAGGUUAUUAAAAGGGGCAUUCCAAGUAUCAAUACUUCUAUAGCUUAUUGUAAUGAUUAUGACACAAGCCAUCUAUGGAUGCAGUCUCUCUAGAAACAUCCAACUUCCUUGUUUUCUGUCCGGUAUAUGUAUGUAUGUAUGUAUGUAUGUAUGUAUGUGUGUGUGUGUGUGUGUGUGUGUGUGUAUAUAUAUAUAUAUAUAUAUAUAUCUCCAAAUUGCUAUCACGCCCUAAGCACCAAACGUGCUGCAUCUAUACAAUCCCAUACACCUUUUGUUUUUGUGCUGACUUUGACCUAUCACUGAAAAGAGUUGUUCAGUGUGUAUUGUAUUUAGCAGGCAUUACCAUUCAGAUUUUUUCUUCAUUUCAGCAGAUGGAGUGCUUGACCUGUCCACUAAGAAGAGCCCUUGCUCUGGAAGCACGUCCUUAAGCAUUUCUCAAAGUACCUCAAACACUAUAGGGAAUGGGUAAGAAAAAUAUAAACCUGCUUCUUCUCCUUUUUUUUUUUUUUUUCCCUAUCUGCAAAUUCAUUGGUUUCUAAAAUGAUUCUUUAAUCUUUCCAGGGUAAAUCUUUGUGCAUAAGCAAUCCAUGAUCCUCUCAUUAUUCAAUAAAAUUCAACUUUCAGUAAAGUGUUCAUUAAAAUCAUUCUAUAUAUAAUUUUUUUCUUCUACAUUCAUUCUGCAAAAUUUUAAAUUUAUCACACUAUUCUGCUGAAUCUUAGAAGAGAUGUUGGUUGCUUAACUUUGGUACUGAAAUGACUUGAGUAUAUCUGGCUUGGAUGUAGAAUUGUUAUUGAUCUUUACAGACUAUAUGACAAUUCCAGAUUAAAUGUGUUAAAUAACUUUAGCUGGUGUGGUUUUAGUACCCAAGAGUAAAUUAAAUUUUGUAAUGGAAUGUAAUCCUAGUGCACUAAAAAAUAAAUAAAAAAAAACAUUGAUUUAUACUAGUUUUGCACUUUAAUUAGGUUAUUUGAUUUUUACUAAUUGUGUAUUUUGUAAAUAACAUCAAAAAUAAUAUGAAUACCAAUAAUGGAAUAAAUGUGCCUCAUUUUACCUUUCAGUUAUGAAAUUCAUGACAAGUUAACCUAAUUAGAUAUCAAAAUGUUUGUAAAUGACAAAACAGUAGUUUUCUCUUAAUUCAAUUUGCAGUGCUGUUGUAAUUGCAGCAGCAACCAUUCAGUAAGAAAUAUGCUUUAAAUGGCUUUAUUCUGUAAAGUACUUUUACAUUUAUUGGCUUCACACCGUUAUGGUACACGUAUACAAUUUUCUAAACUUUAUGGUUGCCCUAAUUGGAGUGGUGCAAACAAAUUCAAAAUCAAAUCCUGAUUGUGUUAAAUGACUAGAAUUUCUGUCUGGAUUUCAUACUUCCAUUUUAUACAAGCUUUGAGAGUUUCCACCUUUAUCCUUAUUCUUAGUAAUUCUUGAGUCUUGGAAUUUCACACUUUUAAUGUGUAAUGUAGGUUCAAAUGAGGCACAAGGGGGAUGGGUUUAAUUAGGUCUUCAGAAAGUGAUGGAUGGGGUAAUUGUAUAUUAAGAAAACAGUGAUUUUUAAAACGGUACUGCAUGCAAAAUAAAUUCAGUGCAAAAAGUAGGGUUUCUGUAUGAUUGUGCAAACACUUUCAUUAGUCAUUCUUCAUAUAAGAAUAUGAUGUUCACACUUUGUUCUUGAGUUGUGAUUUUAAUAUUCUGUUUGCUUGUUUCUAUGUUGAAUGUAGUGCUCCCUUCCUGGGUUUGGCUUAUCUCUGUACAAUUAAUGUUUUAGUAGGUUCUUGGUGAUGUUUCUAAUUUGAAAUGGGUUUGUUUUGCUGUAUGAUUAUCUUGUAUGAAGGAAACAAUCAUAACUUCAUUGCAAGUGUCAAAUCAGUUUAGUUACUUUUAAAGUGCUUUAAUGUUUAGGAGUAUUUUGAUUUCUAUUGUGGGUUUUGAUAACCCUUGUAAAAUUUAAUUUUGAAACUACUAUAUAUUACUUUAAAACAUAGCUGAUCAUUAUUCUGGGAUAAUCAAAUUAUCAUGUGAAUCAUACUUUUUGCCAUCCCUCAAAUCCCACAUUCAAAAGAGAAAAAAUGGUCUGAAAUCUUUAAUAUUUACAAACUAUUCUAAAAAAAAAAUUCUAUUCUAUGUAGUCAUUUAAAUUUUAAUAACCUCUCUAUAAGCCUCUGCUUGCCAUUAAGAGAUGUUGGAAAGUUUUUGUUAAUUGCCAUUUGGCUUAGACAAUUGCAGGCCAUUUUUUCUCUGCAUUUUAUCAUUUCGAUGAUCAAUGUCAAUUUAUAUCUAGCUCUUUCUGUAAGCUGCAGUGUGAUAAGCCACAAAUCUUGCCAAUUACAGGUGGUGUUUGUUUAUUUUUCUAUCCUCUCACUAUUUAAUAAUGUUAAUAAACACUAUGUCUAGCUUGUUUUAAUAGAUUUCAUCCUUUACCAAGUGGCUUACUCUUUUAUUACUGUACUUGUUUAGUGGUAACGUCACAUUAAUCAAUUGUGCCUACACCUAAAGGGAUUGACUGCAUUGUAAUUCAUAGCUAAGGUGCCAUUUACAGACUGUUGCGCUAGACCUAUUUCUACUACCAGAAUUUGUGAACCCAACCAAAGACCAACUGACAGAUUUUUACUUUUUGUUGUCCAAACGUUUCUUUUUUUGUGAUUUUAAUUUUUAUUUAUGUAUUUAUUUUAAUUUUUUUUUAUAAGUGACACUGAUGCUGAGACAAAAAAAAAAAUUUAUAAUACUAAAAAGUGAUGUUACCCAAGCAAGGCCUUCUAAUAAAGGAGUGGCCCCUUCACCCAUACCUCCCUACCUGUGCAAGUUCUGCUCACAUCAGUUUCCUUCCAUCCAAUUAGGCGACCUGGGAGACCCAGCCAGCACCGUCCAGAUGGACUUCCGCGGAGUGGUGAUGGGGUGCCUCCAAGAAGUUUGAUGGAUGGAACCAGGGAAACUUAUGGCCACUCCGCAACUCUAAAAGUGCCAUUGGCUCGCUCACUGCAGAUUAGUGAGGAACUGCUUAGCAGGAAACCAUUUUCUACAGCUGCCAGCCAUGGUUCCACUGGACUGCAGAAUCACGGACAGCACUUAAUCCUUUCCAGAGAGGCUUCUUGGGCAAAGCCUCACUAUGAAUUAAAUUUUGGCCGUAUGAAAUAUAGGGGUAAUGGUGCACUCAGCAACAUCAGUGACCUGCCUUUUCUCUCAGAAAAUGCAAAUGCCUAUCCAAAAAACACUCAGCAUAAAAAUGAUGUUAAAAAGGAAAUGGGCCUUUCUUCUCCAGUUGAUUUAAAAAUUCCACAGGUCCGUGGCAUGGACCUCUCUUGGGAGUCCCGUAGUGGGGAUCUGUACAAUUACAACUCUUUGGUAAUGGGUUCACAAACGGAGAGCGCACUUAGCAAAAAAUUAAGGACUAUCCUUCCAAAGCAAAAUAGGAGAAAUUUACUGGAUACUACUGCGGAUUCCUGGAGCUCAGAUGUUGAGCAGUCUACCUCUGGACAGCCAUAUCCCAACUCUGAUCAAGAAGGGGACCCAGGCUCUAAGCAACCAAGAAAAAAGCGAGGCAGAUACAGACAAUAUAACAGUGAGAUUUUGGAGGAAGCAAUUUCUGUUGUCAUGAAUGGAAAAAUGAGUGUUUCAAAAGCUCAGAGCAUUUAUGGGAUUCCCCAUAGCACAUUGGAAUACAAAGUCAAAGAGAGGCUAGGCACACUAAAAAACCCUCCAAAGAAAAAAAUGAAAUUGAUGAGAUUGGAGGAUCAAGAUAUUGCAGUAAAAAGUGAACUGGAACCUCAGGAAGAGGUGGAGGCAUCGCAAAGUGCAAAUGAAUCUAAAGAUGAAUAGGCAUGCAGUAGAGUGCCAAUGUUAUAAUAUGAGGUGUAUUUACCUGGGCGAGCACUUGUGUUAAUACACAGUACACAUAACACCUAUUUAUUUAAAUGUGAAACUCAUUUGAAGUCUUUUAAUUGACUUGUAAGACAAAAUAUCAGACGGGUGUACAAGAUGUGCUCCUAAUUGUGUAACUUUGUACAUUAGUCAUGCCCAGUAUAACACUAGAAUAUUUUGUUUGGCCUUUACGCAUGCUUUUUCUUUUCUUUUCUUUUUUCUUCUAAACUUAGAAAAUUGUUACCUCAGCAGGAGAACCUAUACAUGUAAAUAUGGACUCGUUGCUAUUAGAGCCUGCAUGUAUUGUGUUCUUUGUAUCUAUUUUUAAUCCUUGAACACAAGUCCACUUUAUCGUCAAUUUCAGGAUUUACUUAACAUACAACCAAUGUUUAGAGAAAUAAUUUAUACACCUUCAUGAAACAAUACAAUUCAUCUACAGUCUGAUUUUAAGUAUUUAUACCAAAAUGAAUCUUUCUUUAAGAAAAAAAAAAACAAAAUAUGCCCCAAAAAAUAUUUUGGAGAUUGCUAAAUUUUUUGGAAACUGCAAGCUAUAAAAAGGCUUUAGUUCAGGAUAGGAAUGUGCCAAGUGCACAAAAUAUGGGUGAAAGCCUUCAGGGCUUUAUAACGACCACCUAUGAGAGAGUAUUAUGCGAGAGCUUUACAUUUCAUAUAUCUAGAGGAUUUUCUGAGUAAGACAAUAUUUGUCUUGUUCAGGGACAAAAAUGUGGAAAGAUUAGAAAGAUUUGUGUAGGGGGAAUAAGUACACAUACCCGGAAAGCACUCCAGCAAAAACCAUGCAAAAUAUUAUGUACUAGGAAAUACAACUAGACUCGUAAGUGGUUUAGAUAGUGAUUUGAAAAAAUUAGAAUUACUACUCACUGCUUCUUUUUUUUUUUUUUUUUUUAUGUUUGUAGAAGAUUUUGGCAUACAUGCCAUUUUAUGCACAGGGAGGACGGGUGUACACACUACCUUCAAACUUGUCAGUAAUCGGUUUUAAACACUACCUGCUCAUCAGCUCUGUGAAUCGUUGGGGGUUUUAUUUAGACAAAGUAGCCUUAUCACAAAACUAGCACACAGUUUGUGGUUUCUUUUUUGUUGUUUUUUUUCCCCUCCUCUAUGCUAUAGCAGAUACUUAAUUUCCGUAAAUAUAUGUGUGAAUGGCCAGGGUUUGGGGAUGUAUACCCACACACAAACACUGUGUGUAUGUAUAUAGACAGAGGCUGGACAUUUCUUCUCACACUCUUUUUGCGACAUGUAAGAACAUCUAAUAGAAGUGAGCCACCAUCAUUUUUUUUCCCAUAUGAAUAAGUGUGAUGGGCUAAUAUUUUUUUAAAUAUUAUUUUUUUUUUUUGGUAACUUUGUGAUACAUUUUUUCCAGUCCUGUGUGUUUUGUGUUUAUCCUUAUCCUCUCCUUUUAAGUGUGCUAUCUAACUUGUGUAAUUUCAGAUAAAGGGAGGUAUAAACUGUGACUUUUUUUUUUUCUUGUGCAUAUUUUUCUAUAACAGUAUGACCUCAUUGUGCUUCAUAGUUUCAAGAAUGAAGGUUUCUUAUUUUUAGCAAAUAUGUUUUCAAUUGAUUUUUACAUACAUUUGAAACUACAUAGGUCUAAUGCAUGUAUGGUUUAAGAUGUAGCAAGAUAUGCUACAGAUGCUUAGAUUAUGCCACGUGCUCUAUCUUCAGGUAAUUUACGUUCUUUUAGAAGCACUCCAUGAACCAAGCAGUUUUAUAGAUUUUAUGUCCUUUGAGAUAUCUUCAGUGUAUGAAGAUAUUUCUGUCUUACAGCAAAAAGUCCUCAAAACCAACAUUCAAUUUUGCAAGGCUUCUUGCAAAUUAGUCAGGGGUGAAUAAUAGAGUAGAUUUGCUCUCUUAAAUGACGCUCCCACCGGAAAUACUUUCCUGUCCCAGUUUCCAGGGAAACUCCUACUAUGAGGGGAGAAAGGUAAUCUUACCAGUUACUGGAGCUGGAUUAGGGAAAAAAAUAGCUUUCGCGUCCAUUAGGUGUCAAGGAAUAUUAGCAGGUUUUGGUGUAAAGUGAGCUGCACUUCAUUUCACUCCUUGACACCCAAACUGGUAAUUACAGUUUCAACUCUGCAAUGAGCUAUCAUACUCCAAGUGUCCAGGUCAAAAAUGGCAAGUUGCCAGGUAUGGAUGUACUUUAUAGGCAAUUUUCUAUGUAAAUUGUUUUGGGUUAUAUUUUAUCAAAGGCAGCCUGUGUUGCUACUGUAGCUCUGCACUGUUUGGGUUAAACCUAUUUUGGCUGUAUGUUUUUCUCAUUCCUUAAUUGGAAACAUUAAAGGGUGGGUGCACCUUAGGUCUUAAAUUAAUGUAUGUAACACAACAUCUGAAUUUAAUAUUGGGCAAAAAUAUUAGAAAACACUUACUGACAUGUUCUUUUAAUCUUGUUACCUGUUUAUGUAUGGGGAGGGGGGUUGCUAAGCGUACUAAUGCAUUCUUAAAUGGGAUUGCAAUUAACUAUAUUUGAAUUUAAAAUUCUUGACUAUUGGUAUGCAUUGUGUAUACAUGAAAUAUCUCCAUGUUUCUAAUUUAUUAAUUUUUUUUUUUCUCCUCCCUACUUUUCAUCUGAAUUGUUACCAAAAGAUUACAACAGAGUGGGUUGUUAUGGUGUGCUUACCCUUUAAUGUUGCUGUUAUAUAUGUGUAAUAUAUAGAGAUUUUAGACAGGGAGUUGUAAAUAGUAAUAUACUUUUUUCAUAAUUUAGAAUACUUAAAUAGCCCUAAGACCUGAAGAUUGUAUUAUUUCAUCUAAAAUUGUAAACAUUCCACUAGAGAUCUGUGACUUAACUUUCAGGUAUCCACUCUUUACAGAAAUGGGUUUGAGCAAUGAACGAGCAUGAUCAUUUCCUCCAAACUUCACUUGUUUUGUAUAGUAAAAUGUGGGGGUUACAUUUAAAGCACUAAUUGCAUUGAUAAUUGCAAUAGAAACUAGCCAUUUGCAGUUUUGUUUUUUUUUUAACUUAUUUUUUUGUGUAUGAGACAUGGGUUUAGAUUAGUGGUCCCUUAAAUAUUUCAGGGAAGGGCGCUGUUGAAUAAUUUAAAGAGAUUUAUAUUUAGGAUUUUUUUUUAUUUUUUUUUUAAGUUUCAGACUAAAACUCAAGUGCACCUUUUUAAUACUAACAUAUAUUGGUAAUUCCCACAAAUGGUCUCCCCUCCCCUUCAUUGACAAAUGCCCCAAAACAUUUAUAUAUAUAUAUAUAUAUAUAUAUAUAUAUAUAUAUUGUUCCUCCUUCCAAGCUCACCCUAUACUUGUUACUGUGCUGGGUAGUCCUGGCUUUGUAUUCUUGUGAAGCUUAUGAAGACUCACAACUAUCCCUCUCUUAGGUAUCAUUGGAUUAUGGCAUCAGAAUUAUAGCAGUAUUUGACUGUAAAUGAUAUGCCCAAAGUGAGUAAUAAUACUGGGAUAAGGAAUUUGCCAAUAAAAUUGCCCUACUAACAGUCAGAAUAAAGUUUAGUUUUAUUAACAUGUAAAUAGGAGUGUUAACUGAAAUAUGCAAUGCUUUGGCAACAAUUGAAUGGUUUAAGAUGUAUCAAACCGUUGCACAGCCCUUCAUUUUCUACCUGAAAGGACAUUUCCUAUAUUGCCAUGAUGGUAAAACUGGUGUGGAUAAAACCUGUUUCUAUUGAAAAUCAAAAUGUAAUUUGCUACCAAAAAGGUUUUUUUUUGUUUGGUUUUUUUUCAUUAUUAUUUCAACAAAAUCUACCUUUUUCUGUGUAAUUUUAACGUAAUUUAAACAUUAACCUCAAUGCUUGUUGUAGGCAAGGAAAAUCUACAAAUUAGAAAUUCCAUCUGAUGCAGAGCGGUCUCUUCAAAGGAUUUAUUAACUCUUAUGCUGCAUUUUAUUUAGCGAACUUGUUAAUCUGUAGAUCAGGUUUUAGUUAUAUUUUGUUUUGUUCUCCUAACAAUCAUAUGUUUUUGCAGUGAAUAAGACUUGAAAGUACCUCUUUCAAAAUGUCCUGCAACAAGAAGUCAUGGGAGGUUUUUCUUUAGCAGGACUGCUCAGUCAAAUUUUGUAUAUAUUUUGUCCUCUACUAUGUCACUUUUGUUGGAUUUUUUUCUGUUUAGAUCAGUAAAGUUGAAUUAUUUUUAUGUACAGGAAAAAAAAUCCAUACCUCAAAGCUGACUUUAUUUUUAAACUGGUAGGUUAGGUUUAGUUUGAGAGAACAAGUAAUGGAAUAAAAAAAGCAAAAAAAUAUAUAAAAAAAAUAAGGGAGAGCAGUGCAAUUUCAAUAAAGCCGUUUUUAUGACAGAGCCAUAUACAGGCAGGGGGAAUGUAUUGCUGUGUCACUGAAUUGUCUAGUGUUUAAAUAUUGGCGCAUCAGCUCAUCCUCUUGGUUAUGAAUUAUUGAUUUUGUUUGUUAUAUACAUACUGGUUGGAAUUCAAAAUGCGUAUCAAACAAUUGGCAAAGAUUGCUACAUGUGCUGUCAAAUGAUGUUUGACAACUAUUAUAGCUUAAGUCUUUGUGUAAUUAAUUUCAGUGACCCAUUAUAUAUAUAGUCUCUCAACCCCCCAAAUCUCCAGUAUGACUUAAAGCAAAUUUAAUUACAGAAGGCAGGGAUAUUUGAAUAUACAUGCCCUAUUGUCCAAAAUAGUUCAUAGCUGUUCUUCUCCGUAUUCUCUCACUCUCCCCCAUUUGCCUUUGUAUUCUAAAUACACAAUGGUAUAUUACAUUUUGUUCAUUUUUUUAUUUUUAUAUAUCGCCAUACUAGAUUUGUACAUUUUGCAGCCUUUCCUAGCAUAUCUUUGUAAAGGCUUUCCAAGAACACACUUUUAGAAAGCACUUGACAGCCUGAACCUAUAGGAUAGCAUGAUGUAUAAGCACUUCUGUAAUUGCAUUAACCCUUUUCAUUAAAUAGGCACAGUGAACCACACUUUAAAAAAGUACUUACAAAUUGAAAUAGAUUUUUAAUUUUGACUUUGAAUUCUCUUCCUAUUUAAAUGAAAUUGCUGAAAUUCGUUUUCUCUCCUGGUAGUUAAGUAUUUGCAGUAUUCAUGCUCAAUUGAAGCGUUCUCCUGCAGUAAAUAAUCCUGGGGUUUAAGAACCCCUAUUUUAUACAUGAGAGAAAUAAAUUCCAUUUUGCCAAUGUUUUGGCUCUAUUUUUUUAUUUUAUUCACAAAGCAAAAUGAGGAAUACUGUAUCUAAAACCAGCAUACAAUAUAUGAGAUUGCUGUAGUAUUUCUAGCCCACGAAUACAUUCAAUUCUACUUUUACAAAUUUUUCAGGAUAAUUUAUUUAUAUAACAGGCAGUUUGCCCUCUUAUGUCAUUUUUAAAAGAUGUUAUUUCCAACGCCCAUUUACUGCAAUGUAAUGGGUCGUACGUGUACAGCGGCUUUCUGCUGCUAAGAGAUAAAUGAUUGUUUUUAAAUAUAUCUUUAUGUUCUAACAUAACUUGUAACCUCUGCUUCUGGGUUUUCUGGGAUUGCUUUUACUGUUCAGUCUGCAUUAUUAGACUUAGAACUUCAACAUACGUUCACACUGCGUUAAACCCUCAGGGACAGUCUUCACACUACUCUCACUCAAUUCAGGUACUUGUACUCUAUUCUUAAACUUAGCAGUGACUUGUGUUUUUGUUUUGAUUUCUUUUGUGUGUUUUUUUUUCUUUCCUUUUUAAUGUGCUUGUAGCACAUCCUUGAUGAAUGUCAAGUUUAAAACUCACUUCAGGUAUCCAGGUAUAACUCAGCCAAACGGAUUUAAAAGCUGCAUAUUAACUCUUCAGCACACAGUGCCUCAGACACUUAUAGUGGCAUUCUGUAUACUCAGUUGUUACUACUGAACCGAUAGCAGGGGGUUCCUGUUUUCAAAUUAUAUGUUAACAAAUACACAGCCUACGCUUUCAAUUUAAAUGUUUCUUAGGAGUACAACUUGCUAACUGUUCACACUUCAAAUCUUGCUUGAUUGGAUUUAUAAGUAAAAUGUUUUGGCCAAAGCUAAAAACAAAAUGUUCGAAUUGUAGAAGACUAAGGCCUAAGGGUUAGUAAUUGCUUAAAAUAAAUGGUGUUUAUUUUAAACUGUACAAAGAAAAUGUUCAUGCAUUUAAUACCAUACAUAUAUUGUACUGUGUAAAAGUUUAUACCGUAUGAAAUUCUAAAUUCACACUAAAGCCAUUUGGCCAGUAAGAGAGGGGAAAUGACUACUUCUGUCAUUAGUUUAUUCUCCCAUUAGUAACAUGAUCUGCAACAUAUAGAAGACAUUAUCUUGCUCUCUCCUUCCCUUUGUCUGGCAUAUCAGUUGAGGGAGAAGGGCAUAUAGUUCUAUGCAUGAAAUUCAGUUUCACAAUAAAUUGUUGCUAGACUGUCAGGGUUAUUCGCUACACUGAAUUUGUGGAGAACUGCAAUUUUUAGGGCAUUUCUCUUUUGCCCAGAUUAAAAAUAAAACCUAAAUUUGUUCUGGAUUUUGACUUCUGCCAUUUCUAGAUAAAGCGGUCAAAGGGCAAAACAAAACAGAAGUUACUCUGCAAAUUUGUUUUACUUGUUGGAAUACAAAUGUUAUCAUGCUCAGUGAGAUUCUGGCUUAGGACAGGCUAUAGAUACCAGAACAACUACAUUAAGCAGUAGUUCUGGUGACUAUCAUGGUCCUUUUAAAAUAUACAUCUGAAUAUAACUUCAUCCUCAUCCAUUAGUUUCCUUUCUAUUGGACACAUAAUACUUAAAAACAACACUAAAAUAUGAAUUUGUUUUAUUUUUCUUGAAUUCCCCUGUAAUCUCACGUUGUUUAACCAAGUGGUUGCAGUGCAGAAUCUUAUGGUAGUGUGCCCCCUCUCCCCUCCUUAAACUGUUCUUAGUUUUUACCUUUUUAACCGAAACAUGGUCUCUCCCAGUGUUUAAAGAUGACUGGGUCUGCUACAGUUCAGCAAAAAAAAACCUGAAGUGAUUCUCAGUCUAUUUAAAUAGGCACUGUUUUAGAGAAGAAAUUAUUUGAGUGACUGCAUAGAUUAACAUCUGUAAUUAAAGCUUGUAUGCGGACUAGCUGCUCUCUAAACUCAAUGCAAGAAGAAUUCAGCACAUAGUUACUGGCCUAAAAAUGCAAGAUCCCCUUUUUUGUGCUUGUAUAUGAACUACAUUUAUUUUGAAGCAAUACUGUCCCUUUAAGGUUAAUUGAUAUAUACAUUUUUAGAUUAUUAAUUUUAUGUUAAAUUAAUCCAUUCAAAUAAUAUGUAAAGGGUUGUUUUUUGUGUAUAUUUAAAAGUAUACACGCAAUACUUUCAUUGAUUUCAUAGAGUUACAGGAAAAUAAAUUAUAAUGUGGUGGCAACUCUCGUUCUAUAUUUGUACUCCUUUUAUGUUUAAGUACCUCAGUAGCAUAUGUCCUAUUAACUUAAAUAUUUGGGGGGGAAAUACAGGAACCCCCUAACCUCUUGUUGACCUCAUUUCAAUAUACUGUUUACAGUUUGACAGAAUUGUAUAAUUUAAUAUUUCUCUUGUACUGUAGUUUUUUUUUAUUUAUUUACAGAUUUUUUUUGUACUGUGUGAUUUGAACUUUUUUGUUCUUGCUAUGAUCAAUGUCUUAUGUAGUAGAGCACUUAUGAUCACAAUUAUUAUUUUUAUUUUUUUUGAUUGCACUACAUAAUUUUUUUUUAAUGCAGUUCUGAUUUUGACUGGACUAAAUAAGAUGUCUUAAUGUAUGUGAUAAGUACUUUAAAUUUUGAAAAUCCAUGUGGUUCAUUUUAUUAAAUUCUUUUGGCAUUGUAUGUUGAAAGCGCUGAUUCUCUUGUCGUGCAUGUGUAAAAAUUAAUGGUUCCAUUGUAUAAUUUGACCAUGUCAUUGGAAAGCCAACAAGAUACAUUCCCAGCUGUAACGUUGUGUAUGGUAGUUCUCACUGGAUGCUAGACUUUUCAAAACCACUAUUCUUCUAAUAAAUUUGAUGUGAAAAUGUUUUGCAAAGUUUCUUCCUUUAAUAUUCGCAUGCACCGAAUUACAACAAUUUCAAUUCAUAAAUUUGACAAUUGGCAUCUCCCAUCACAGUCAUGUGAAAGUUGCUUUGUAGGUUAUCAACAUUUUCUAUUCCACUUUAGUUAUCGCCUCAUGUGCAGUUGGGACCUUCAAUGCCAAAUUGUGAGUAUUUAGCAGUGGGCUCUUUGCAAUAUGACUCGUUUGCCAAAAAAGGUGAAAAUGCUUGAUGAAGGAUAGUGGUAUUUAGGGGUUAGUCUGCAAUGUCUCUUUAGACUUACAGGGUUCAGUGAUGUAUGAUGUUAAUAGAUGUUUUUCAAAUAUAUUAUUUUUCAAGUAUACUUUUAGAAGGAAACCCUAUUGGAUAUCUAGCUGGUUUGAAAAAAAAAAAAUUGAUCACUUUUAAUGGCCUAUAGUCAACGUGUCCAACAUAACUUCAGUGUAACUCGCUUUCAAUAUUUAAAACUAGACUGCCUAUAAAGUGCCACACUUUGAGAGAUUGUCAUGAAGAAGUAAUGCAAAUAAUUGGUAAGCAGUGAUAUGAGUAUUAUCUUGAGUAGAUCAAGUUGGAUACAGCAAAACUGAAAUAAACUGAUUAAUUUUACAUAUAGCAUGUCACACAAAACUUUUUUUAUCUGGGGAAAAAAACAAACAAACAAACAAAUGUGUGUGUACAGAAAAAGAUAAGGAAAGUAUAAUCGAACCAAUGCAUGGCAAAAUGUUUUCAGGAUUAGUUAGAAGUGAAAUUGGUGAUUUUAAGUAUUCUCUAUUGGCAUGGAGGUAAGUAAAUAAAAACACAUCCUUUGCAAUUCUGUGUUCAGGACAGCUUUGCUUCCUGCAUUAUCUUGGGCUCACAUAUGCACAAUUAAAUUAUGUAGUAAUUUAGUAUAAUUGCAAUACAGGUGCAUACCACUUUAGGCUUACCUUUAUUAGUGCUGUACGUGUGCAUGGAACAGCAGGUGUUAACUCACAUGCCAUGGCCAGACAUAGGAGUAGGGGAUGUACAUUUAAAAUAAAUAUAAAAAUCACAACCAAUAACAAACUUUUCAAGUUGGCUUUUGCUUGUUCAUAAAUCUCAAUACAAUAUUAACUUAAAUAAAUCCUCAGGGCCAAGUGUGACACAAGUUGUAGCAAAAAGUUUUUGUUUUUUAAACUAAGGUUAACUUUACAAAUGUAGAAUAUGCAGGAAUAUUGUAUAAAUAUCCCUGUUUUUUGUUUUUGUUUUUUUUUUAUCAAAAUGUGAUUGUAUGUAUAUGCUUGAAUAUUUGUAUGCUUACUAUUUGUGUGUGUGUGUUUACGUAGCAAUUUGUGUACCUUCUAGUUCUUUCCUCAAGUAGACCUCUCUUUAAUAAGUUUAAGUUUUAGGGACAUUGAAGGUCACAUGUUUGUUUACAGAUGACCCUAAUUUCAGUAAAUUAAUCUAGUCUGAGCAGUGCUAAAACAGAAGAAUAUUUAUAAGAGGACAGGAAAGUUUUAAGCAGAUUCCCCUGUUUGAAUGCUGAUUCCAUAUUGCCCAUAUAUUUUGUUUUGUGAGCUUUCGGUUCAGAACUACUUGGGAAUGGUGAUUUUCUUUUUGUUCUGAAAUCUUUUGGAUGUCAUUUUUAGAAUGAAGAGUGCCUUUAGGAAUCAAUUCACUUGUCAAGCAGCCUCAAUUAGCUAGCUAAAAAGUUAUGUGUAGGUCUUAUUGUGAAUGAAACUACCCGAGACAGAUGGCUACGUACCUGUUAUCUGUUCUGAUAUUUAAGUGAUGUGCCCUGUACCAGCUACCCAUUGGGUGCACCAGGAUUAAGGCUCUGCUACUUCCUUAGAUUUGUAAAUGUUGGAUAUUCAGAGGCCUGUAUCCUUUUUGGCUAGUUCUAUGGAAAAUCUAUACAUAUAUAAUGGUCUCUUUAGUUAGCUGACAACCAUUUCUGUUCUGUGUUUAGUGCCUCUACCCCUAUCUGGUGAUUGGAACUCCUAAAACACCUCCAAAUCAUGCUGAAGGGGCCUGUGAUUUGAGAACGGUGGACUGAGUUACCUUUAGUCUUUCAGAAACCUUCCAGAGUAAGGCAGUGCUCUAGUAACCUCUGUGUUGCAAUCUUUUGUUUUGGCUUUCUGUGUUGAUGAAACUGCCUUACUUCGGCACAUUCACAUAGGCAGUGAACAUUAUCUUGCAAACAUCAAUUACAAGGAAGUCAUGUCGUCCAGUUCUCCCCAUCAACAGACAAAUGGCGUACAUCAAUAUAAAAAAAAGCAAGAACAUCAAUCCUCUCGUUCACCUUCUCUAUGAACAGGUUCCCUAUGCCCUAAAUUAUAUACACCGGUCACUGGGGCUGGCGGGAGUCAUGACCCACGAUGAUGAGAGAUUUUAUAUUGGUUAAUUAACUUUGGUAAUCUAUUGGAUAACCAGACAUAAAUGGAGGUACAUCCACCUUGAGACAUUACUGAGUAAUGUAGGAAGGUAUUUGGUAAGUACUCUACUUACGUGCAAAUAAAACAACCUUUUAAGAGUUUUCUUUUGUGUGAAUACAGAGCAUUACUUCUUUAACCUCCCAACAGAUGUUAGGUGUAUAGUAAUAUUUAUGUUGUACAAUAAUUAAUUGCUCUUCUAAUUUUUUAUUUUUUAUAUUUUUUUUUUCUUUCUAUUUUUUUCUAGAAUGGAACAUACUGGUAGAAUCGCCAUAGAUGGCAAGAAUUGUACAGCUGUAACACUGGAAAAGUUCAUGGACAAGUUGUGUGCACAUCACCAGACACAGUUUACACAUGUGUUAAACAGUUUAUGCACUGAAAAGCAGUUGUCUUCACCUGAAGCAAGUACUUCAAGUUCUGAUGGCAAAAGCAAUGGGUGCACCUGUUUUGUAAGCAAAUCUAAUGGUUUAUCAGUAUUUGGGUUACAUAUAUCAGAUUCUCAAGCGAUUCCAGCUCCAACUCAGCAACCAGUUAUUGCAAUGACUGAUCCCAAUUGUAUGGAUAAAGUACUACACACCCAUAGUCCUUGUGAACAGUAUUCUCCUGAUUUGUUGAAGCAGUCCUCCAUGUCAGAUAUGUCGGUUAGCAGUUGCAUUACCCCUGCAAACUGUGCAUCUGUACACAGAAAUGUGUAUUUUAAAGAACAGGAAAAAACUGCUCUAUCUCUGGAGGGGGAUGUAGUUAUGAGCCCUAAAAAACCUAUUAUUGUAAAUAAAAAUGAAAAUGUUCAUGAUUCGGCAUACACUUCAGACAUGCCUAGAGCUGCCGAACAAGCAAAUGAUCCAUAUGAAUAUGACGUUAUAGAAUAUAGUGAAAGCUCUUUAUGCAAUAUAUUUCUAAGCAAAGCAAUAGAUCAAGUGAAGGAUUUUCAGGAUCAUAACACAAAUUCAGUCCCCGCUGAGCAAAAGCCAGUAUUAAAUGAAUCUAUGCAAACUUUAAAAUCAACUCCAGCUUUUGUAGGUGGUUGUCAUAAAGCAUGUGAUGUAGUUAACAUUGAUCAACCAAAGUCAGACUCCAACUCUGAAAAUCAAAAGGAUUUAGUGUGUUCUCAAAAACCAGCAAUGGAAAGUGCUAGAGGAUGCCUUGUUAUUGAGGAAUUCUGUGAGUUUUCAACUAUUGGUACAUUGGGUAAAAAUUCUAAUGGUAAUGAACUGGCUAAUUGUGCCAUUGAAACUUCUGAAGCAUUCUCAAGUCCUAAAUGUGAAAUUGUUUCAGAGACUUCGUCAGUGGAUGUUGCGUCAUUUGUUCCAAAAGAGACGCAUGUAGAAAUAAAUCAAUUUACGACUUCACAGCUGACCAUUACUGAUAACCCUGACUACCCAUCACCCACUACUCAGAAGGCAUGUGCCUCUGAAACUUUGCUUGCCCUGGUGUCUCCGAUCCAAGAAAAAAAAGAAACAUCUGCACACUGUGUUUUAUCUGAUGCUGAAAACACUGCAAAUAGACCUGAAGGCAUUCUUAAACCGACAAAUAAAAUGGGUCCUGUGAUAGACUGCGUGAGUUCUUUAUGUGUAAAAGGUAACUCACUCUUUGAUACAGAUUUUAAAAGUUCUCUUGUAAGCCAUGCAGAAGGACCCGUAUCUCCAUCAGUGGAUGUAGACAUCGAGCUUUGUGUUGAAAAGAAAACCAUGUUAACCAAAUAUGUUAAAGCAACUGAUGAACAAUGCCCUUUAAAUAUAGUUUCAAAAAAGCAUUUAUCUCUAGAAGACUCUUCUGAGGUUUCCUCUCCUGCAUCUACGUUAUUUUAUCUCUCAAAUGAAACUGAUUUUACAGAAGGAGGCCAUUGUCCUGCUUGUCAAUCUCAUUUACGUGAAUCAGAGAUUAUGGCUCAUAAUGAGACUUGUUUUGUCCUAAAGAACUUGAAAACUGAAGAUGUUAAAUCAUCAUCUUCAAGUAGCAUAUGUGUAGAUUACUGGUCAGAUAAAAGCCCAACAGAACUACCAAAUCUUAAAUUCACUCGAGCAUUAAAUAGUUUUGUAAAACACUCUGUUAAUUUGGACCUGGACAUAUCUGUAGAAUCUGUGGUUAAAGAGAGCAGACAAACCAUCGGUGCAGAUUCUUUCCUCGUGGAGCCAUCCGUCAAGAAGUUUCCUUCAUGCUCUUCAGAUAAAUUUGGUAAUUCCAAUAGUUUAACACCUCAAAAUGAAAUUUUAAAAUGUUCAAGACAAUUUGAUCUUUGUGAUAACAAUGGUGUCACAACUACAGUUAAGGACGAAUAUUUUAAUGAUCUACAAACUGAUCAUGAUCAGAUUACCGUGGAAAUAGAAGAGAAAGCUUCUUUAGAUGUGCAGAAAUGGCAUCAUGCUUCACUGUUAGAUCUGGACAAUGAAGUAGUAGAAAAGUCAUUAGUAGCAAGUGACAUAAGUGAAGAGAAAAUAUCCUUGACUAGUGAAUUGGUUAAUUCAGAUUGUUCAGGGCAUGAAAAAAAUGUAGGUAUAGACUCCAAGCAAAAAUCGAAAAGAAAAUCAACUCUGGCACCAUCUGACAGACAACUUAGAAGUCAGCUUUUCCAAAAGUCUCCAACUCUCAUUCCUCAAAUGCAUGCAAUAAACAACAAAAGCACUAAAGAAGUAAAAACAUUUGUUUACACUAAAAAUACAAACAUUUUAACAACUGACAGCGUUAACCAGGAUGAUUUAAAUGUUUGUAAGACACUUGACAAGAAAAACUCAAAUUUUGAACAAAACAAUCUCAUCCAACAUUCAAACGGCAUAAAAACUAAAAGUAAGCAAAUAAUUUCAGAAAGUCAGUUUAUGAAGAAAGAAAUGUCGAAAGCACCUCUUAAAACAAGUUGCCAAAAAAGUAAUUCAUAUUUAGGUUUAAGAACUAAAACUGCCAUAUCUAAUGUCCAACGUAAAGAGAGCGCGAACAAUGACAAUAUUUUGGAAAAAACUUCUACUUCUGAUUGGAAGGAUUUAAAUAAGCACGUUUCAAGAAAAACCUCAAUGACUUCAAAACGUAUACAGUCAAAAUCAGUGACUAAACAUAAACAAUUGGCUUUGCAAAAUUUCAAUUCAGGGCACAUAACUAAAUAUAACAACCCUAAACAAACAAUUAAAGUGGAGGAUAUUAUUGGAAGGAAUGCAGUGGAAUCAGAAGAGCAUUUAAUUGAUUCAGAGUUAAAUAGCCCAGUAUUAGGAAUAGAAAGACCAAAAUUUGUUGAUUGGUGUUCCGAGGAGGACAAUCAAGAGCGGAUUUCCAAUUUUAGUAACAUGUACAUGUCCGUCCACAAAACUUGGAUUCCACUUGAAAAAGAGGCACCAGUCGUGCACAAAUCUAAGAACAAAUCUGACAAACUGAAAGAGAUUUGGAAAACCAAAAAAAGGACUCGUAAAAACAAAAAUGUGCAUGAGACUCCAAAAUACUCGUCUGUACAAACAUUAUUUAUGAAUUCUUUUAAAUUAUCAGAUGUUUGCCGAUGGUUUGUAGAAACAACAGAGACCAAAUCUUUAGUGAUUGUAAAGAAAAUAAAUACUCGCCUACCUGAAGAUCCCUUACCGAUUAUGCCUUUGCAUAAGUAUCCGGCAUCCAGCUUAUACCCUCAUGUGCCACAAGCUCAACGUCUGAAAAAAUACCUUAAAAAAUUUGCUUCUGUUAUUCCAGCUCGAAAUAACCGCAUAACACAAAUGGCCCUUGCUAACUUGAAAGAGAACCAAGAAGUGCAUCUUUGGGACAAUCUAAAUGAUAAAAAUAUUGUUCAGGGAACUAAUGCAAGCAGAGUUGGAAAGUCCAAAUCCAAUGUCAAUAAACCUAUGACAGACCAGAAGUCCCAAUUUAAAUCUGGUUUGGUGAAGUCUGAAAAAAAAGAACAUGCUCUCAACAUGGUGCAAUCAAAGAUUACCUGCAGUAAUCAAAGUAUUACUGAAUCCUCUAAAUUAGCUUUCAAGGUAACCACAGAUUCAUCCUCUUCUGAAUCUGCAGCCCCUGAGAAAACCAGUAAAAAACGUCCCACAGACCUUACUGGGAAAUCGGGCACACAAGUAAAGAAAAAGAAAAUAAUGGAGACAUCCACAUAUAAAAAAAAAACAUUUGACAGUAAAACCAAUCUUCCAACAAAGAACAUAAACAAAGUUAAUAAAAAAGACUCAAAAUCUCUACACCUAAAGAAGCAUCUGACAAAAAGGGAAACAUUUAAUGCUUCCAAAGACGUAGCUUUGGAAAAUCUGCGUACCAGAAGACAAAAUUGUCAUACUAAAACUCAAGCAGUUAAUAAACAUAAAAUGAAAACUCGACAAAGUAAAUCAGAAAACCAAAAACAGUUGUCUCCAAAAUUGGCUAAACCCAAGAUUAAGAAAGCAUUAAGAUCACAGAGAAUUGAACCUUGUAAAAAUACAAUACAUGUACUUAACAGAGGCAAGAAGGGUGUUAAAUACCAACAGAAAAAGAGAAAACAAAGAUCAUAAACUCGACUACAUACAUUAGGAGAUGAUCACUUGAAGUUAAAUAAGUAAUGAACAUUCAUUAUAUAUGUGCUGUUGUACAGGCAUCCUUUGCAUUACUUGGCUGUUUCAUAAGCUGUAGCACGCCUUUGGAAAACCUGCGGUUAAAUUUAAGAUGGAGACUUUUUAAAGCUAGGUUAUGGCGUGAGGUUGAUUUAAAAGAAGAAAAAAAUGGUGCAGAUAAGUUAUUGAUUUACAGUUUUAAGUGAUGAAUGUCAUUAAAAGUACAGUGCCUUAUUUUAUUUUUUAUUUUUUGUUUGUAUACGAUUUGUUGGAGCUGAGCUGCGUGAUGAGCAUUGCAUUGAAUACUUGACGCACAUGCACUUGGACUGCAGCAGAAAUCAGGCACGCACGUUUACUGCAGUCUUCCUCUGGUUAUUUAUACUCCGAGUAGCACAUAUUUCUUACAUUUUGGCUUCAAUCAUUUUUCCAAAAUUCAGCCUUUUACCAUAAAAUUAUUUCCCUUGCGCUUGGAAAAUCAAUACUAGGGCUUCCUUGCUAUUGCUUAAACUGCUUUACAUAAUUUUGUCAGUUGUUCAGGAUUUUUUUUUUCUUUUUCCCCUUCUAUUGUUUCCCAAUCUGUCUUGUCAGGUCAUUCAACUGUGACCUACAUGCAUAUAGGUCACACAUAUCAUAUUUAUAUAAACCUCACAUUUGCACUCGGCCUUCAUUUAAUUUGCACAAAGAAUCUGGUAACUAAAACACUGUGUCAGCAUUACAUAUAAGAGACUUAAUCCUCAAUGAAAAAUUUUAAAAGCACAUGUUUUAGUCUCCAGUGUUACAUCAGGAAAAAGGGGGAUUUUAAUAUACAUUUUUUGUUAGUGUUUGUAAGCAUUUAUGUAAUUGCUGUAAAAGUAUGUUUUCGAAACCAGGAUCCAUUGCAUUAGAAAUUCUAAAUGUUGUCAUGCUUUUAAAUUAUUAGGCAUUUGUCUUCAACAUGUAUCUACUUAGAUAUUUACAGACUUAAAGGUUACUGCCACAAAAAGGUUUUUGUUUAUGCAUUAAAUGCUGGAUUUCGAAAUAAUUCCAAGUGGUUCAAGAAGAGCAGGUUAUUUGUAAUAUAAACUUGAUUUUACUUCCCUGGCCUGUGUACGGAAUGUAUCUUCAAAGAGAUGUUGCUGAUUAAAGAGACAUGCAAGGCUAGACUUGACUCCCUUCUAAUAUACAUAAUUACGAUGUAAACAAAAAAAUCCCUUUAAAGUUACUACAUAUGCUGAAAAAAUGCCAGAAUCUUGCCCAGUAUAGCUUCAUUUAAAAAAAAAAAAAAAAAUGUUUUUUGAAUGAGUGAGCUUGUGCAAUUACUAAGGUAUGUACAGUUUUACACAAUGACUUCAUAGAACACAGCUUUACUAUUAUAUAAAACAGGGAAAAGCGGCUAACAUACAUGAAAACCUGUCAAUGCACUAAUUGUUGAUGUCUGGCAUGUCGCUUCAAAUCAGUUUAUUUUAGUUUACAGCAUAAUUGCCAGAAUACAAUUUGGUAAGACUGGGUUAGAGUGGUAAUAUCCCUUUAAGGUUUGGAGUUGAGAGCGAAUGUGUUAUGCAUUCUGCAAUAAUGUGAUUCUUGCUGGACUUCUUUGCACUGAAUGGGUUUAAUAAACUCUGGUUUUGUGAAAGAAAAUAUACUCUUUGUAUGUUAAGUACUGUAUUAUUUUAACUUCCUAAAUAUGUUAAGGUGCAAAUAAAAAGUUACAUUCCAACUUAGAAAUAAUUUAAUUACAGGGCAUUGUAAUUUUAAGCAUAAAGAAAUGUAAUAAAGUCAAAUUCUGUCGUAGAUCACAAACAUCCUGUUAAAAUCCCUAAUUCUUAACAUCUCAGGAUUCCUCGUUCUAGAACAGUUUAUUGUAUGGAUGAUGCAAAUAUUGUGUACAGUCUAAAGAAGUUCAUGCUUCACUGUCUGUUGGUUUACAGAUGUUCCCAAUCCUUUUCUAUUUUACAAACACGAUGUAGUCUUUCACAAGAUAAACUGAACUAAUUUUAUUAAAAGGAAUCAAUCAUGAAAAAAAAAAAAAAAAGGUUCAGUUUGUGUAUACCAGUAUAAUGGUAUACACGUGAGAGAGGCUUUUUAAUAUGUAAGUAAACUAGAAAAAAAAAAUGGUAUACACGUGAGAGAGGCUUUUAAAUAUGUAAGUAAACUAGAAAUACCGUCUUUGGGGACUCACUUUAGUCUUUGGGUAACACAAAGUCUGCAUACAAUAGAGCUAACUUACUGUUAAAGCCAGUUACUUUGUGUGAGUGUUGUGGGUUUUUUGUGUUUUUGUUUUAUUUAUUUAUUUUUUAUGUUUUAAGAAGAUCAAAUCAAAAUAGUCCAGGCAGCCUGCAGAUUGUGUUUCCCCAUAAAUUAAGUUUAUUAAAUCUUUCAUUGUAAACGUUACAAAAGUUGAGAUUUAAUCACAUUCUUAACUUGAAUUUUGUAGGGGAAAAAAACCCUUUAGACAAGCUGAUACAAUUUUCUGUACCAAUACAAACAAUAUUAUUCUAAACAUUUUGGGAUGCUAUAAUUAUACAGAUUACAUGAAUGUUUGGAUUCUUUUUAAUGAAAAACAGAUGAUUUACAAUGAGGUUUUUAAUAAGAUUUUUACAUUUAGGGUGGAGGUUUUUAACAAAAGAUUUAGAAAUUUAGGAUGUUUUCACAUCUCCAAGGAACUUUAGAGAUCUAUACUGUAUAGAUCUCUAAAGUUCCUUGGAGACCCCUCCUACACAGCCCAUCCACUGGACCACCAGGUAAUGAGAGCCCCCUUCCCUGGCCAUGUAUCAAGCAGGGAGGGGGGAUGGAAAAAAAAAACAUAAAAAUUUAAAUAAUAUAUAAAAAAAAAUAUUAAAAUAAUAUUAAAAAAUAAUAAAAAUGCCCACCCCCCACCAAGGCUCUGCAUCACAUACACUGCACACACACACACACGCUGCACUCAUACACACACACACACACACUGUAAAUAAAUAUUCAAUUAAUAUAAUUUUUGGGGGAUCUAAUUUUAUUUGGAAAUUUACCAGGAGCUGCUGCAUUUCCCACCCUAGUCUUAUACGUUAGUCAAGUUUUUGUAGGCAUGCAUCCUGCUUGCACUUUUAAGUUAUUGGCCAGAGUAUGAUAAAACAAGAUGGCAAAUUCCAGUAACCUUAAUUGCAAUGGUUUAAUAUCAGAAUAUGAAUAGUGUGUGGAUAAAAAAUUUUUUUUUAAAAAUUCAGGAUAUCCUAAAUAUUUGAUAAAUUCUUAAUUUUUUUCUCUUCAAAACUUAUGUCAGGAUGAAGGAAAAUUAAAACAAUCUAAAAUGUUAUAAAUAUAUUAUAGGAAAGACCUGUAUUCCAGCAAUAUAUUUUUAGUUUUCAGCAUUAAAAUCUGCGUAUCUGUCAGUGUUAACAGGAGAAUAAAUGUGUAGUUGCAACACUUGGCUAGCAUGUUGCCAAACAAUGUAAAUUACAACUGGAGUAAGGUUCAACAAAUGUUGAUUAUUUACUGAACUAAAAGUAAUCAGGAAUCCGAGGAUAAUUGCAAAUUCUAUUUAAAGUAGCUAGUUGAGAGUACUCAACAAAUCAGCUUUUUUAAAGGGACACUAUAGACACCAAAACAACUUCAGCUUGAUGAAGUAGUUUUGAUGUAUAGAGUAUGCCCCUCAGUACCCCGUUCUCUGCCAUUUCGGAGUUUCGUCACUUUAUUUAAACAGCUCUAGUCACACCUCCUUGUAUGUAAUGUGCACAGCCUUCCUAGACACUUUCUAUAAAAAAAACAAGAUAUUUUAGUUCCCUGUACUGCACAUUCAGUUUAAUUUAGAAUUCAGUUUAAUUUAGAAUUUCGUAUUUCCUGCUCUGUUAGACCCAGCAGGAGCUUUAAUGCAGUCUGUGUGAGUCACAGCAAGGAGAGGUGUGGCUAGGGCUGCAUUAACAAAGACAGAAGUGAUUUAACUUCUAAAUAAGAAUUGAUCAGUGAGUCUGCCUGGCAUGAUCUUUACAUCAAAACUGCUUCAUUAAGCUAAAGUUGUUUUGAUGCCUAUAGUGUCCCUUAAAGUUUGGUUUCUUUUUCCUGAAGCGUAAAAUCUUCUUGUCAGUUUCUAAUUAAUAAUCACUCUUCAUCACUCUUUUCCAAGGCACGUUUCAGUACAGUUUACAUGUUCCCUGUCUAUUCUCACGCUAGUUACUCGAUUGUGGAAAAUACAACGGUUUUAAUAAUUUUAAAACAUGACUUUACAUUUUACGAUAAACUUCAGGUUGCUGAGAUUUUUGUCCCAUUUUCUUAGAUGCAGUAGAAGGAGUAACUUUUUUCUUUAAAUUGUGAAACACAUUUUUUUAACUAGUGCAAGUUUUAUCUGUGUGUAUAUCAUUUUGAAUAUUUAAUUACUAAGCAGAUGUUUGUGGUAAAACGGUAACUGGGCUUUGUCAUUAGAGCAAUAAGAUGUUCAUAACCUAAGAUUUUGAGAGGCUCUUGUUUGGACUAAAUAUUCCAAAAUCACAGUCUGGACCCAUAAUGGAUUUCCUGUGAAAGCAUAGCUGAAAGUUUCAUAGUGUAAAAUAUCAGGCUGUGAAAUAAGAGAUCUACAGUGGCAAAUGUCAAGAUCUUACAACAUAUUCAUUUAAUUUGCCUUCUUUUCAGUAGUAAAGUAUUCUUACGCUGUCUAAAGCACCAUCUCUUUGAAAUUAUUUAGGGAAUUAGAACUCCUUUGCUACCCAAUAUGUUUGUAAUGCAGUGUCAUUUUUGUGGGUAUUAUGAAUUCAUUUGAGAACUGUGUACAUAUACUGUGAAAACACAUGUAAGGUUUUUUUGAUUUCUGAUGAUUGUUAAUAUUUAAAAUAUAUUGUAGUAGAAAAAGUGAGAAAACAUGCUUUUGUCUAUUUAUAUAUAAACUGUGAUUUAUUUGUACUUGUCUUUUUUUCUCCUAUAAAAAUUUUUUAGAUCUUUUAU
This is a messenger RNA of Pelobates cultripes (western spadefoot toad), 66991 nucleotides long. The record is from the annotation of a GenBank genome assembly. NCBI's taxonomy places the organism in Eukaryota, Metazoa, Chordata, Amphibia, Anura, Pelobatidae.